Messenger RNA from Xyrichtys novacula (pearly razorfish), 58130 nucleotides. The record is from the annotation of a GenBank genome assembly. Lineage: Eukaryota; Metazoa; Chordata; Actinopteri; Labriformes; Labridae.
AUGGAGCAGUAAGUGAAAGGCUGCUGCGGAAACUGGAGUCAGGUACAGUCAGCGGGAGGGGCUCUUUCCGGUUAAAGGAGCAGUUAUCGCUCCUUUGUUACAGUUUAUUUAAAGCGUUAUCCAUCAUCAGGUCUAAUCUGUUUUUUAAUCAGAGAGAAGCUGUCUUGAAGUCUAGGAUUUAAUAUGACCGGAAGAGGCGGUCUUUAUCCAUAAGAAGAGACGUGUCUCGUGCUGAAACCAGACGUUACAUACAGUGACGCUUCAAAGCCUGACGCCUGGUUCACACAGGAAGCGCCGCGCACCGAGUUUCGGAUCGGCGCCCGUGUUAUCCUAUGUGACUGUUCACACAGCGCGCGCGGAACGGCUCGCGCUCUGGAGCUCAACUCAGUGGUUUGUCUGCAAGGACAAAUAAGCACAUUGGAGGGAAUACCAGUCUAGAGUUUUUAUUCAGUCUGCAUUCAGCUGGUUUUUCUGGAGAGGGUAAGAAAGGAGUAACACAAGUGAAUUAAAUUAAAUACAAUAUAAUUUCCAUUUAUAAUAUCAGAGCAAAUUAACUAGUUAUUAUACUGUAUAAUGAGUUCAGCAUCUAAAUAUGCAAGAAUUUAAUUGCCAAGUGGUCAAAAUUAUGUCACAGGAUAGAAAAGUCAACUGUAUGCAUUCACAUGAAUACCUGGUGUGGUGUUUUGAAUCUCUGCUCCUGUCCCAGAUUUUCUCAUCAGUCCCGCCCUCUUCCAGGAAACGACUCACCUGUGCGCCUGCUAAGUGAGAUUCUUCCCAGCUGUGCAACUGUAAGUUACACUUAUCUGACUCAGCAUGCUUGUUUCCCAGUUUUUGUGUUCGUUCUCUGAUGUUUGCAGGUGUUUUAGAGUCUUAAAGAGAGUUUUCAACUUUUAAAGCCUUGUUUUUAAUCCAAUUUGAAAUAUUAUACUCUCCUUUUGUCUGAGCAGAUGUUCAGGUUGGCAGCUUAUUAUUGUGCACCAUGAAUGAGUUUAGAGAUAAGGACAAUGUCAUGAUGCUGGAGGAGCAGCUAUGGUGUGAUUGUUUGAGCCUUUUGAGACUUUGAGCACAGGCACAUUUCAUACAGUAAAAACAGGUAAACCAUCCAAUCAGACAGGAUUACAACUAGGGCCUGACCAAUUUAGCGGUGAGCCGAUUUAAUCGGCCAAUUUAUAGCCUGUUUGAGACUAAUCGGUAAUCGGCCAAAACUCGCCAAUUUUCACCGAUAUUUUUAGAGAUAAAAUGUGGAGAAUAAGAUUCUGUUUCACUUCGAAAAUAUUCAGCCAUAAUAGAGAGAGAGAAAAAAGGGAAUAUAUACACAUAUAAACAUACACAAACACACACACAUACUUUCCCCCCAAUAUUAUGUGUAUGUGUGUGUGUAUGUAUGUAUGUAUGUAUGUAUGUAUAUAUAUAUAUAUAUAUAUAUAUAUAUAUAUAUAUAUAUAUAUAUAUAUAUAGUUAUCAUUAUAUAUGUACACUCACCGGCCACUUUAUUAGGUACACCUGUCCAACUGCUCGUUAACACUAAAUUUCUAAUCAGCCAAUCACAUGGCGGCAACUUAGUGCAUUUAGGCAUGUAGACAUGGUCAAGACAAUCUCCUGCAGUUCAAACCGAGCAUCAGUAUGGGGAAGAAAGGUGAUUUGAGUGACUUUGAACGUGGCAUGGUUGUUGGUGCCAGAAGGGCUGGUCUGAGUAUUUCAGAAACGGCUGAUCUACUGGGAUUUUCACGCACAACCAUCUCUAGGGUUUACAGAGAAUGGACCGAAAAAGAAAAAAUAUCCAGUGAGCAGCAGUUCUGUGGGCGGAAAUGCCUUGUUGAUGCCAGAGGUCAGAGGAGAAUGGCCAGACUGGUUCGAGCUGAUAGAAAGGCAACAGUGACUCAAAUAACCACCCGUUACAACCAAGGUAGGCAGAAGAGCAUCUCUGAACGCACAGUACGUCGAACUUUGAGGCAGAUGGGCUACAGCAGCAGAAGACCACGCCGGGUGCCAAUCCUUUCAGCUAAGAACAGGAAACUGUGGCUACAAUUUGCACAAGCUCAUCGAAAUUGGACAAUAGAUGAUUGGAAAAACGUUGCCUGGUCUGAUGAGUCUCGAUUUCUGCUGCGACAUUCGGAUGGUAGGGUCAGAAUUUGGCGUCAACAACAUGAAAGCAUGGAUCUAUCCUGCCUUGUAUCAACGGUUCAGGCUGGUGGUGGUGGUGUCAUGGUGUGGGGAAUAUUUUCUUGGCACUCUUUGGGCCCCUUGGUACCAAUUGAGCAUCGUUGCAACGCCACAGCCUACCUGAGUAUUGUUGCUGACCAUGUCCAUCCCUUUAUGACCACAAUGUACCCAACUUCUGAUGGCUACUUUCAGCAGGAUAAUGCGUCAUGUCAUAAAGCUGGAAUCAUCUCAGACUGGUUUCUUGAACAUUACAAUGAGUUCACUGUACUCAAAUGGCCUCCACAGUCACCAGAUCUCAAUCCAAUAGAGCAUCUUUGGGAUGUGGUGGAACGGGAGAUUCGCAUCAUGGAUGUGCAGCCGACAAAUCUGCGGCAACUGUGUGAUGCCAUCAUGUCAAUAUGGACCAAGCUCUCUGAGGAAUGCUUCCAGCACCUUGUUGAAUCUAUGCCACGAAGAAUUGAGGCAGUUCUGAAGGCAAAAGGGGGUCCAACCCGUUACUAGCAUGGUGUACCUAAUAAAGUGGCCGGUGAGUGUAUAUUUCAAUGUAAUCUAAUUAAGAAUUUUUUUAAAUUUUUUAAUCUUCUAUAUAUAUAUUCUCUCCCCCUCCCCUCCCUCACAAAAGUAUUUUUUGUUGUUGUUGUUGUUGUCACUCUGUUUUGUUGUUAAAUUAAAAAAAAAAAAAAAAGGUUCUGCCUGUUUGAUCAGUCGGUCUUCUUGUCAGCGUGAAGAGCAGUAGCCUACAGUAUAUAUACAGUAGGUUGUAUACUGUAUCUGCAGUAUAUAUAUAUAUAUAUAUAUAUAUACAUACAUUUAUAACUUUAUAAAAAAAUUGACAAUAUCGGCCAAUUAAUCUGUAAUCAGAUUUUAUUUCACCCCCUAAUAAUCGGUAUCGGCAAUAGCCUCAAGAAAUCCAUAUGGUCGGCCCUAAUUACAACAACUCUGCAUCUGCUAUAAAACACUGGAUUUAUUCAUCACUAAAAGUAAAAUAUCCACAUUACUGUUAAUAAAUGCAUCAAAGCUGUGUAAAUAGUGGUAACAGUUGAAUUUGAUGGUUUUUACAUUAUUCAAAGUUGACAUUCCACUAAAAAUAAAGACAGCAUACCAAAUCUUAAAACUGAUAAAUGAUAAUGAUAAUGAACUGAUAAUUUUUUAUUCAUUGGCUUUUAACCCUGCAUGAGACUGGGCUCCUGUUUUAGUGUUUUAUGGUUUGUUUUUAGUAAUUUGUUUCUAUGUUUUUAAAUUAGUUUUUAAAAAUAUUGAAACUAUAUUUUACUUUUUAAUUCUGCUUUUAUUUUAUCCAUGGUUUUAAUUGUUUUUUGAUUGUUUUUUAUGUCGUUUUGUCUAGUUAUGUACAGCACUUUGUUCAGCUGUGGUUGUUUUAAAGUGCUUAACAAAUAAAGUUGAGUUGAGUUGAAAUGUUAUUAUUUGAUGAAAAAUCUCUGCUCAUUGUAAAUUUGAUGUCAGCAAUAUGUUUGUAAAAACUGGUUACAGGAUCAUAUUUCUUGUCGUGUGUCCUCGGCCCUUCUAUUCCCAACUCCCUGUAAACAUUAGUGAACCCAGCAGACCAGUUCCUGGAGUUUGGAAAGUCCCAUUCUUGCUUGAUAGAGGAAUUUGAGUGUUCAACAGUUCAGGUACAUGCUGCUCCAAACAUUUUUAAUGAGGGACAAGUCAGGACUGCUGUCAGGCCAGUUUCUCAGCAGGACUCUUCCCAUGCUGUUGUAAUCCCUGCAGAAUGUGGUUUGUCUUUGCAUCAUUCUUUCUGAGAGACUCCGCCUCUCUGAAUGUCCUUUUUGUACUCUGUCAUGUUACUAACCCUCUUUGGUUGUUCCAUUAACAACUUUUUACAAACAUUUUGCUGACAUUAGAUUUAUAGUAAGCAUAUAUUUCUCAAUAAACAAUAACAUUUUUCAGUUUUACCAUUUAACAAUGGUGAAAGUCAGGAUUACUGCGAUUAGAAAGCAGGUGAUCAAACUGUGUGGGGUGUAUACUGGGUCUCUCAUGUUGUAUCCUUCCUUAGAGAUAACGUAGAGCUUCCUGUUCUGAAUAAACAUGUGGUUUCUGUAGUUUUCAGGCACCAUGAUGGAUCAGUGUGAGGACAGAGAGGAGGAGCUCUCUCCCUCCAAAUCUGCUCUGUGUGAGGAUCAUGACGCUCAGAGGUGAGUUCAGAUUUCUACCUGUCCACCAGUCUAACCACUUCAUCAUUGAUCAAACUCAGACCUCAGUGUGUUUUCUGUUAAAGCCCAGAGCUGCAGCCUGGACAAGACUCUGUGGGAUCAGAAUCUGGACCUGAACCCAGCUUUCUGUCCUUCAGGAGCAAUAAGUCAAAGCAGCACUUUACCGACUUUAAACAAUGGUAAGUUAGCAUUGGUGUUAAGAUUUUGGUUUAUAUUUCUACCUAAAAUGUUCUAAUCUAACGAAUUUUAUCCCUGCUGGUCUUUCUCUUGUCGAACAGGAAUAAUGGGGGACCAGACUCUGCUGAACCUGAACUCAGCCCUCUGUCCUGGAAGAGCAAUAAUUCAAUGCAGCACUUCACCGACUUAAAACAGCAACAUUUACCCCAAAAAAUCGAAAGGUAAGGGAGUCUUGACAGUUUGACUAUUAUUUCUACCAAAUACAGUCAUGUUUCUCAGAGAACCUCAUCCCUGAUGGUCUCUCUCUCUCUCCAUCAGGAUUAACGGGAGACCUGAACCCAGUUGCUUGUCCUUCAGGAGCAACAAGUCAAAGCAGCACUUCACUGACUUCAACCAGGGUCUAUCAAACACAAAUCAUAGUCAUAGUGAAAAGCAGUAAGUGGUUCUUUGAAAUAAUUAUCAACAUAAUGAUAGUCGGGUCACGAAGUGAGAUUCUGUGACCAUCCUCUGGCAAGGAUGUUUUGACGAUUGAUUUGACCUCUAUGGACCCUUUAGAAAAGAUUUAGCCCCCAGGUCCCUUGCAAAAAUCCCGGCAUUUUUUGCUAUAGACAGCUAAAUUCAAGAUGGCGGCCGGUGCCAUCUCUAAAAAUUAACUUUUGAUCUGGAUGACCUAGAAUCAUGUAUGAAGGCACUUUUCCAUACAAGUCAAGCAUGAGGAUUCCAAAUCUGACAUAGUUUUAAUCAUACAACUUUGUUUUGAAUGCGAUAUUCAAGAUGGCUGCCAUCUAGUACUGUAAUUCUCAACCUUUUCAGGACUUGACCCACCAAAACAAUCAUAUUUGAACUGGGUAACCCCCAAUUUGUUUGACUCUGUUCCACAUAUAGAUCUUGUGAAAAUAGCCGAUCUACAAGCCCGUAACACCUUGUAUUGUGAGGCGUGUGAGCUUGUAGAUCGUCUAUUUUUACAGUUUUUGCCUUUUUCUAUAUCAUUUGACAAUUUGGCCGAUGGUUUAGCAUUGUUUGCUGAUUACUUUGGAUGCAGUGAUGAUCUUUUUCUUUGAGGAUCUUACAAGUCCUAACAUUAUCAUUUCACUGUCAUCUGGGGGUACGCCACCAACCAAUGAUCAAGUACAGAGAGAAAACUUAACAACAACAUAAAGGCCAGUGAAUAUUGCAUUCAAACUAUCCAGUAUGCUUGAUUCAUGUCAGCAGCAGUACUUAACUCAGGCAAUUUGAUUGGCUGUCCCUUCAUGUCAGGGAUCAUCUUUGGGUCGACUUAAUGGUAUAUGUGGCUUCAUUACACAGACUACCACACUGGAGAAUACAUGACUGUCUGUCUGUCCUGGUUGGUAUAUUAUUUUCUUCCAUAUUCAAGCAGCCAUGUAUGCUGCAUGCACACUGUCUUUACAGAUCAAAUGUGUAGCUCCUCUAACUGUGGGCUCAAAAGAAUGACUGAGGCAACAUUUAGGAAAGCAGCAGCACUAAACAAGCAGCAUGUGCUAACAUGCCCUGACAAAGAAAAAGAUCAUCACUGCAUCCAAAGUAAUCAACAAACAAUGCUAAACCAUUGGCCAAAUUGUCAAAUAAUAUAAGGAAAAGGCAAAAAUUGUGAAAAUAGACGAUCUACAAGCUCACACGCCUCACAAUACAAGGGGCUCUAUUUUCGUGUACGCCGGUGAGGCGGCGGAGGGCGGCGAGCCCCGCGCAGUUGUAUUUUCUUCUGGCGGAGCCCGGCGUACAGCCAGUUUGGUAUUUUCAUGGACUGAGGCGCACGGAGGCGAACCGAGAUCCGCCAAGCUGGGCGUGGUGGCGUGGCAGGGGGAGGUGUCGACAGAAUCAGCGGGCGCAGUGACAUUUUUGUGCUCGUCAGUGGCGUGUAAAGUGCGCUGAAAGCUCGCCGAUUCAAACCUGGUCAGCUUUCAGCGCAUGGCGGAGCGCAGCUAGUCUACUAGUAUUUUGGUAGACUGGCGGCGUAUCGGCAUACGUCACCGAUGCCUCACCGGCAGGUUUCCACAGUGUCAGGCACGUUUCAGUGCAAUGAAUAAUCAUCAACAACUAAUAAUCUGAGUCAGCACAUACAUUUAGAUCUAUAUAGAUAUAUUCUGAUCUAUAUCUGAUCUGAUGAGCGCGUUUGGACACACAACCUGACCGAAUCAACACAGCUGAAACCACAUUAAAUUGAAUAUCUAGUAAAUAAACACACAAGAUGAAGUUAACAAGAAAUUUAAUUUGUCUCCCUCCUUUUCUUUCUUCCUCUUCCUCUUAUUUCUCGCGCAGCUCGACCUGGAUAUUUCUGUGUCCUCUCUCCAUCCUGCUACAGCUGCUGCUGCAGCGGCUGAACAGAUGAAUUGUUUCAGUGAUCAGAUGAGUUAUUUACUUAAAGCCUACAUAUGAAUAUUAUAAUAUUCAGUUUUGUGAGCCAAAUUUAUUUUACAUGCCAACAUCUAUGAAAGAAAGAGCCAGGCCACGGAGCGCGAUGCGUCAUUUACGCACAGAUGGUUCCGAUUUUAAUGCCAUUUUUGGAGUUUAUGUUGUGAUCUGUACCCACCUUUGUCACGUGAGGUUUGAAUAUGUGCAACUCUAUGUGAGUGUCUUUAUUUGUGGAAAAGGGUGUUUGUCUUACUAGUGGGUCCAACAUUACACACACCAAAUCCAUCUGUGCUUAUAUGAGAGAGUGUGGAGGACACUUGUUUAGGAGCUGCCUUCUGUUGCCAUCGUGUGGCAUUACUGUCUUCAGACAUCUCUUGAUCUCUUUGACUACUUCAUAAAAAUAGUAAUACGCCUCGCCUGUGGCGGAUUUAAAGGCGAGGAGAGGAGCUGAUGUGAUUGGUCAAUAUAGGUCUCAGCUGUGUUAAACCCACUCCACGCCCUUUCUCCUCCCUCGCUACGACUUACGCCGCUGGUAGGAGCUGAGUUAGGGAGGGGGGAUACUUACGCUGGGCUGCGUCGCUCACCAAAAUACCAAAUUGUGCUUAGGAACGCCUUGUCGGCGCGGCGGACCUGACUUACGCCACGCCUGCGGCACGUCUCCGGCAAGGCAUGAAAAUAGAGCCCCAUGUGUUACGGGCUUGUAGAUCGGCUAUUUUCACAAUAUCUAUAUGUGGAACAGAGUCAACAAAUCAGUUGACAAUCAAAUUAUCCAGUUCAAAUAUGAUUGUUUUGGGGGAUCAAGUCCUGAAAAGGUUGAGAAUCACAGUACUAGAUGGCAGCCAUCUUGAAUAUCGCAGUCAAAACAAAGUUGUAUGAUUAAAACUGUGUCAGAUUUGGAAUCCUCAUGCUUGACUUGUAUGGAAAAGUGUCUUCAUACAUGAUUCUAGGUCAUCCAGAUCAAAAGAUAAUUUUUAGAGAUGGCGCUGGCUGCCAUCUUGAAUUUAGCUGUCUAGCAAAAAAUGCCGAGAUUUUUGCGAGGGACCUGGGGGCUAAAUCUUUUCUAAAGGGUCCAUAGAGGUCAAAUCAAUCGUCAAAACAUCCUUGCCAAAGGAUGGUCACAGAAUCUCACUUUGUGACCCAACUAUGACCUCUAGCUAGUCAGAUCUUAGCCUAUAGAAUCAACCUAAAGGGGUGUUCAGACCAAAUGCGACCAGGUCGCGUCGCGUCGGUCACGUCGCGUGGUACCUUGGUGUGUUCACAACGGGUCCAAAGCUGCGGUCGCAGGACGCGGCUGGUCGCCGCUGACCCGCUUCUCUCACCUUCCUUCUCCCUCCUUUUCUCCCUCAUAUAUACAUCCCGCAGCCCCUUCCAGCGCUCGCGGCACACACACACAAACACACGUUGAAGCAUGUAGCCUAGCAAGCAGGGGAAGUUUGCUAUGUGUUCAGAAAAUAGACUGCUCACUGAACAAAUGAACAAACGACCAGAAAGCCCGAAAUCAUGGGCCACCUUCGCCCAUGCCUCCUCCUUGGAGGUGCGGUCCCGGUAAAAUGCGCACCCCACGUCGUACAGGACCGGGUGAUAACUCACGGCAGUGAUAAACUACUCCUCCAUUGUGAUUCUUCUUCUCCUCCUCCUUGUUUUGCCAGUUUGUUGACGUCAGCAGAGCCCUGAUUGGCUGUCGCGGCACAGAGUCGCGGAUAGUUGCUCCCAAAGUUCAAAUAUUUGAACUUUGGGAGCGACGCAAUUUGGCGUCCUGCGACCUCGGCGACGCGACCUCGGCGACGCGACCUGGGCGACGCGACCUUGGCAACGCGACCUUGGUGACGCGACCUUGGCGACCAUGCACGACCUGGUCGCCAAGUCGCGUCAGGUCGGGUCGCAGGCAGCCGGCGGUCGCCAAGUCGCGUCAGGUCGCGGCUGUCCAUAGACUUUGCAUUGGGAGCCGUUGUCGACGUCACCAAGGUCGCGUUUGGUCUGAACACCCCUUAAAAGUACCAGAGGUCUUCAUACUGCACAAGCAAGUUAUUUUUAAUCCCAGUAAGAGCAAGAGCACUUUCUUUUUUUUGUUAUUCUGGUGUAAACAAAGACGAUCAGUACACCGCUGUUGAUAGACCAACAACUCACAAAACUGCACCUGAGCUGUAAUUGAGGUGAUAUUCAUCCUUAGCAGACUUUUAUUUUUAGUGCUAAAUAUCUGUCAGAUCACACUUUCCAGGUUACUGUGUUUUAUUUUGGAUGACUCUUAAAGGUGGGACAGGCAGGAUCUGAGGAAGUGCCAGUUUUUGAUGCCAACAGACUACCAGCAAACACAACGUUUGCAGGACUUCUACAACUAGGAUAAAGUGACAAACUCCAGGACCCGAGGGAAACAGUUUAGUGGUGCUACAACACGCAGCAGGUCCCAUUUGACAAGAAACACUUGGCUUACUUUGUUAAAGCGGUUUACCUGUCCAGCAGAAAGGUUACAGUGUCCCUAAGAUCCGAAGUGUCCCCCAUCAUUUGUGCUUCUGACCCGGCUUUUUAGCUCUUGUCCGGUCUACCUCCUUUUUAAGCGCCCAUUAUUCCGCCAGAGUCUCCGGUAUUUACUUCUUUUUCUCGCUUACAUUGGCAGUUGCGGCCAAAGGAGGAUUCAGACAAUUUUAUGUACUUUCUGGUUGGUCUCCACUGUCCAAUAUUGCAGCACGCUUACUUUGUUUGGGCUUGUGAACGGCACGGGGGAGUAGCGUUUGCCUCACAACUGAUCAGGUCGGGGAGGUGGAGAACGGCUUUGUUUAGAGUCAGAAAGAGCCGAGCGUUCUGAAAUGUUAAAAAGUUGACUACACAGACAAAACAAAACACAGAGAUAUCGUUGUAUUACCAAAUGUCAUCAAUAUCUAAUAGCUAUUGACUGAUAUUAAAAGCUUUUUUGUAUAUACAUCACAAAAAAAGAUGCUUCUUUAACGGAUUCCUGCCAACCCCACCUUUAAUGGACUGUUGCAACCAAAGUUUUCUGAGCCCAAGAGCCUAAUGGAAACAGUAUGAACAGAUCCAGAACAAGGCACCUUCACUAAAAUCGUAUCUUAAACUUCUGCAAACAUCUGCAGCACCUGUAAAGACCAAGGUUUGGUAUCUUGGUCAGAUGUUGGAGAAGUUGAGACUUGCCAGAAAUAGUUAAAUAGGAACCAGUUGUUUAACAUGGUUUUGAUAGGGAAACUGAAACCCACCAGAAACAUACGAGAGAGUGGGAACCAUCUGGUAUGAUUCUUUGUGAUUCUUCCACAGAGUCAACCAGGAGAGUUCUGAGGUUGUCAUUGGUCAGUCUACCCAGCAACAGCCUAAAAACCUGGAUUCCAUAUUUAUGGUUUGUGGUACUAUGACUUCACAUCCAUUCUGUGCUCUAUACUUCUACACUGUCCAACCUGGACCUGAUGUCUGGUGUCACUCACAUGAAUUGCUCUGUUGCAGAUGCUGGAAGAGAACAUUGUCACCUUUGUAAAGCAGGAGCUGAAGAACAUCCUUAGAGGUGUGAAAACCUCAGAGAGUCAGAGAGCAAGUGAAGAGGUCUUUGAUGGUGAUUCUGAAGGGCAAACUAGGACCAUCAGGGAGGCCUUUCUGAAGAUGACAGUGGACUUCCUUAGGAGAAUGAACCAGGAGGAACUGGCUGACUGUCUGCAGAGCAGUAAGACAAGUUCUAAGAUUGAAGAUGCUGAUGUUGUCUGAUAUCCCAAGAGAAAUGAAGGGACUGUAUUCAUAUGUAUAUAAAAUCCUUAAAGGUCAUAUGAUCUUCUGCCGUUGCUUGAUGAAGUCCUUUCCUCUGUUUUUAUCCAGGACUUCCUGCUUCAGUUUUUCAGCAUAAAAUGAAAUCCAACCUGAAGGAGAAGUUCCAGUGUGUCUUUGAAGGGAUUGCUAAAGCUGGAAACCCAACCCUUCUGAACCAGAUCUACACAGAGCUCUACAUCACUGAGGAAGAGACUGGAGAGGUCAGCGACGGACACGAGGUCAGACUGAUCGAAACAACGUCCAGGAAGCCAGACAGACCAGAAUCAACCAUCAGACAGGAAGACAUCUUUAAACCAUUACCAGAGAGAGAUAAACCAAUCAGAACAGUGAUGACAAAGGGAGUGGCUGGCAUUGGGAAAACCGUCUUAACACAGAAGUUCACUCUGGACUGGGCUGAAGACAAAGCCAACCGGGACAUCCACUUCAUAUUUCCAUUCACCUUCAGAGAGCUGAAUGUGCUGAAGGAGAGAAAGUUAAGCUUGGUGGAGCUCGUUCAUUUCUUCUUCACAGAAACCAAAGAAGCAGGAAUCUGCAGCUUUGAAAAGUUCCAGGUCGUGUUCAUCUUUGACGGUCUGGAUGAGUGUCGACUUCCUCUGGACUUCCACAACAAUGAGGUCCUGACUGAUGUUACAAAGUCCAGCUCAGUGGAUGUGCUGCUGACAAACCUCAUCAGGGGGAACCUGCUUCCCUCUGCUCGCCUCUGGAUAACCACAAGACCUGCAGCAGCCAGUCAGAUCCCUCCUGAGUGUGUGGACAUGGUGACAGAGAUCAGAGGAUUCAGUGACCCUCAGAAGGAGGAGUACUUCAGAAAGCGGUUCAGAGAUAAGGCCGGCAAAAUCAUCUCCCACAUCAAGACGUCUAGAAGUCUCCACAUCAUGUGCCACAUCCCGGUCUUCUGCUGGAUCACUGCCACAGUUCUGGAGGAUGUACUGAACACCAGAAAGGGAGGAGAGCUGCCCAAGAACUUAACUGAGAUGUACAUUUAUUUCCUGGUGGUUCAGUCUAAAAGAAGGAACAUCAAGUAUGAAGGAGCGGCUGAGAUGGAUUCUGGAACAAAGUGGAAUGAGAUGAUUGAGUCUCUGGGAAAACUGGCUUUUGAGCAACUGCAGAAAGGAAACCUGAUCUUCUAUGAAUCAGACCUGAUAGAGUGUGGCAUCAAUAUCAAAGAAGCCUCUUGGUACACAGGAGUUUUUACUCAGAUCUUCAGAGAGGAGAGAGGACUGUAUCGGGACAAGGUGUUCUGCUUCAUCCAUCUGAGUGUUCAAGAGUUUCUGGCUGCUCUUCAUGUCCACCUGACCUUUAGCAACUCCGGAGCCAACCUGCUGUCAGAAGAUCCAUCAACCUACCAUGGAUCUACAAUGACAGAGUUCAACCAGAGUGCUGUGGACAAGGCCUUACAGAGUCCAAAUGGACAUCUGGACUUGUUCCUCCGCUUCCUCCUGGGACUUUCACUGCAGACCAAUCAGACUCUCCUACGAGGUCUUCUGACUCAGACAGGAAGAAGCUCAGAAAACAAUGAGGACACAAUAAUGUACAUCAAGAGUAAGAUUGAAGAGGCCCCUAAUGUUGAGAAAAGCAUCAAUCUGUUCCACUGUCUGAAUGAACUGAAAGAUCGCUCUAUGGUGGAGAAGAUCCAACAGUCCCUAAAAUCAGGAAGCCUGUCCUCGGAGAACCUGUCACCUGGUCAGUGGUCAGCUGUGGCCUUCAUCUUACUGUCAUCAGAGAAAGAUCUGGAUGAGUUUGACCUGAAGAAAUACUGUGCCUCAGAGGAAGCCCUUCUGAGGCUGAUGCCAGUUGUAAAGGCUUCCAGGAAAGCUGUGUAAGAAAGAUUUGUUAUCAUGAAAUCUGUGGCUAUUUUCUGACAAGAGGAAAUACUCUUUAUUUAUUACUUGUGUCUUUUAAUGUCUCCUCAGGCUGAGUGGCUGUAACCUCUCAGAGAGAAGCUGUGAAGCUCUGUCCUCAGUCCUCAGCUCCCAGUCCACUAAUCUGAGGGAUCUGGACCUGAGUAACAACGACCUGAAGGAUGCAGGAGUGAAGCUGCUUUCUGAUGGGCUUGGGAAUUCACAUUGUGCACUGGAAACCCUCAGGUCAAGAUUCUUUCACUCAUUCAACUAAGAAGUAUUUUAAGUCUAGGAAGCAAGCUAAGAUGAAUUCUUGAAGGGUCUUUGAUUAAACUUGAGCCGUACCUUGUAGAAUCAGGGAGCAUAAGGGGAAGGGAAAGGUCUUGACCCUUUGGACCUGACGAGGAACAGCCCAAAAGACACAUCCUUAUUAUCUUUGAGAUGCAACAAUCUCCCCCUGUUGUCACAGGCCUCCUGCUCCAACAUCUGCUGCCCAGCUCAGAGGAUGAAAUGGGUCCUGUGUUGCUAGGGUACAAGCUCUUCGUCCAUGCUUUGCGUUCUUUUCGUCAGUAUUUCUGCAUGUAUCCUUGAAGUUUACGGAUACAGGCCAGACAGAGCAGUACCACCGGAAUCCAUGGGGGCAGUGUUGCUGCUGUCACUACACGAUACGUAUCUCUUGAGAGAAACAAAGACGACAAUGGCGGGGCUUUUUGAGGAUCAUCGUCAAUUUUUUUCAUCGGUACUACUUGACAAAAGAAUUCUCCGUCCUCCAACCGAAAGGCAUUUCGUGGCCUGACCAACCACCGCCUCCUAAAUAAAAUAUAUUAUCACUUGCUCCUCCACAGUCGCCAUGUUUCUUUUUGUUUGUUGUUGUCAGAAACUUUUGAUUCCUGCCUGCCCUGUGGUGAAUGUAAUGGUUAACAUCCAUGCCAACGUAAAGGACACAUGGAAGUAUGUAGGCAGUGACAGAACCAUCGUUUGAAACGGAUGCGUACAUUUUCAUAUGUAUCGCGAGCAUAAAUGAGCCCUUAAGAUCAUCUGCUAUGUGUGUUUUCUUGUGUCUUUGCAGUUUGUCUGGCUGUCUGAUCACAGAGGAAGGCUGUGUUUCUCUGGCCUCAGCUUUGAGUUCCCACCCCACCUACCUGAGAGAGCUGGACUUGAGUUACAACAACCCAGGAGACCCAAUAAAGCUCGUGACCGAAGGGCUGGAGAACCCACAGUGGAAACUGAGCACUCUAAGGUAGGGAAAGACAAACUUCUACAUUUUAAAGGAAUUCAAAGAACAUCUGCCUUUGACUCCUACCCACAGCAGCUGAGUAUGACUUGUAUACAAACGGUCAAGCCUAGCUUAGCAAAUGAAUGGCAACAGAAGGAAACUGAUAACUAAAGAACUUUUGAUAGAGUGGGUAGGGGGACUUCAAUACUAAGAGAUCUGACCCCAGUAAAUCUUGGUAACCUCUCAGUGAAGUACAACAUGUAUGAUAGAGGAUGUGGUGAUCUAAAACCUCUGUCCUUUCAGGGUGGAGCCAGGUGGAGUCCAGUGGUUGAAACCAGGUCUGAAGAAGUGUAAGUUUACUUCUUAUUUGAUCAAUCGUGACAAAGAAGCAAAUAUCCAGCUAUCUUUGAAUGUUCCUCAUGUAGACCUGUGGCUCUAAUGCGUCCCUUUGCGUCCAUCAGAUUCUUGUCAACUCACCUUUGACAUGAACACUGUGAACCAAAACCUGAAACUCUCAGACCACAACAGGAUGGUGACGUAUGUAGAGGAGAAUCAGUCAUAUCCUGAUCAUCCGGACAGGUUUGACUUCUGGUGUCGUCAGCUGCUGUGUAAAGAUGGUUUGACCGGCCGCUGCUACCUGGAGGUGGAGUACAGAGGAGGAGUUAAAAUAUGCAUGACUUACAGAGGCAUCAGCAGGAAGGGAGACAGUGAGGAGUGUAUGUUUGGAGUGACUGGUCUUUCCUGGUGUCUCAGCUGUUCCGAUGGUGGUUACUCAGUUUGGCGCAACAACAAAAGGAUACCAAUCUCCAUCACCUCCUCCCCCUCCUCCUCCUCCUCCUCCUCCCACAAGGUGGCAGUAUAUGUGGACUGUCCUGCUGGCACUCUAUCCUUCUACAAAGUCUCCUCUGACUCACUGAUCCACCUCCACACCUUCAACUCCACCUUCACUGAACCUCUGUAUCCAGGGUUUGGAUUCUGGACAUGGUCCAGACCUGGUUCCUCACUGUCUCUGUGUUCUUUGUUAGAGAAAUAACAUCAGUCCUGAACAGAUCAGUCGCAUUUAGCCCUGAAAACUGCAAUGGUUCAUCAAAAAGAUACACUGUCAGCAGAAACUUGCAGAUACUGUUGUCCAGGAGGACAGUCUUGUCCAAUCACAACUCAUCAGUGUUAACUAAUUAAACUGACCCCUAAUGUUUGAGGGGGAACAGAUCUCUGCUUUAUUUUAUUGUUUAGAAAGGACUGUGAAGUAGUCAGACAUCAACCAUUCCAACAUUUCCCUCUGUUAAAGACAGUCUUUUGAAUUUGACUUCAGCAGUAUCUCAAACUAACUCUCUGAAGUCAGCACUGAAACCAGAAAAGGGAAAGAGGCUUUUUUUUACCUCAAGAUUACGGUAAUGCUUUCUUUUACGGUACACUUAUUACCAGGUAAUUAACAGGUAAUUACCUAGUAACAACAUGAAAUUAUUUAGUAAUUACAUGACAACUACUUAGUCAAUACUGUCUAGCUACCAGGUAGGUAACCUUCCAUCAUCAUACAAAUUUGAAGCCGAAUUGCUCUGGUAUUUCCAUGAUUUUCUCCGCUUCCUGGAACCACCACUUGCGCAGUAGAAUUGUACGCAUUCUGGCGGGUGAGUCGCUGUGAUAAUGCUCGGCUCAAACAGCGUAUCGCUACGCAAUCUUCGCACGCCCAUAGGCUGUAUCAAGUGUCGAUCAUAGAAAAUAAGAACCCCAAAUAGCUUUUGAAAAUGGAGCUGCACAGAAAAAAGAAAAACUAGACAGUAUUGACUUAGUAGUUAUCAUGUAAUUACCAGAUAAUUCCAUGUUGUUACUAGAUAAUUACCUGUUAUUACCUGGUAAUAAGUAUACCAUAAAAGAAAGCGUUACCAAGAUUUCAAUACAGUGAUGGUUUCAGGCCUCUGAUGUUUUGGACUCUAAGUUUAUUUUGGCAGGAUCUUACUGAUUCAAAACGGCUUAAAGAUUAAAGUCAAAUCUUGAUGUGAUUUACCUGUCUUGAAUAUUUUUAUAGAGUUCUUUUUUUUUAAACUUUUGCAACAUUUUAAUGUGUGAUUAAAUAUGAUUAUUGUGUGACAAUGAUAGCUUUAGUUGUCAAAUGUUUUCUCUUCAGUGAGUUUGUAGUUGUUUCAGUUACAGUUUGUGUGUUCAGUCAAAACGAAGAAAAACAGACGUCCAUUCAUGCUGCAAAGGUCAAAGGUCAGCCCAGCCAUGUGGAGGGGAGGUGUGAGGAGUGGAAAGAUUUAAAAUCCUCAAAAAGAGAAAAACGAAAGCAGAGACCAGAAGACUCACAGAAAUCUACAGGUCCAGGUUUACAGGUUCAGGUCUGCAAGUCCAGGUAAAGAUCUUUUCUUCUUUUUCAUUCUCUCAGAGCUGGAGAUCAUAACUCUAGUUUUCUAUUCUUUACAGGAUCUGAAAAACCUUCAAAAUUAUUCUAUGGUGUUGGAAGUUUGUCAGAGUUAGACUAAAGUUACUGAAAUAUAAAAGUAUUUGUAUACUCUGAUUUGUUCUCUCAUUUUCUGUCCGCCUUUAAAUAUAUAUAUUUUGAGGUUAAAAACUGUUAUGAGGUGUUUGAGCUGAUUUAUGUUUUCUGUUUCUGUGUCUGACGAAUCAAACCCUCAGGACAAAAAGACAUAGCUUAAAGUAGUUCAUCAGAUACAGUGAUUAUUACUUUCAUCUGUUAACCAGUGUGUUUGUGGGUUCGUAUGCUCUGUAUCAACAGUGUGUUUUUACUUUUUCAGCUGUAUCAUGUUCAAGUGUCUCCUCCUGAGCGUUCUCGUCCUCUCUGUCCUGCUGCUAAUUCCUGCAGGUAAAAAGAAAACUUUAACCUCUACAUGUCUUCAGUGGCAGAGGCCUGACUGGCUGUCAGAGGCAGUAUUUACAGUAUAUGUGUUUUGUUUAGCAGGUUGCGGGGAGUUUCUUUGUUGUUCAAUCAAACAAGUAUGUUUUUUAAGCCCUUAAAGGAUUGAAUUCAGCAGAUUUAAAUGUCGUCACUCUGUUGAGAGUAACAUUCAUACUCAGAGACUAAAUACAAGAGUGUAAUGUGUUCACAUCAAAUGUAGAUUAAAUGAUUUGAUUGAUCACAUAUAAAGACAUGAUUGGAUGUAACACAAAUGUGAAUGAACAGAGAAGAUCGAAAGUGUCCAAACCUGACAUUUACAUCACGUUCAACGCAUUGCUAUGGCGUCAUGCGCUUAUUCCAGAGAGAUCCAGAGAGAUUUAUAUUAGAAGUUAAAGUGGAUGUUUAACACCUGGCCACCUCUAUACCUCAGUGGCCCAGGCAAAAAGUCUGGCUCAUUGUGUUGACCUCAGAUUUUUACAUUUUGCAAUAGUUUUGUUGUCACUCUUGAUUGUUUUCGAUUUUUCCUCCAUAUACGAUUCAUGUCCAAGAUUUCCCAUGAUACUGACAGCUUUCCUGUAACGCACAGAGACUGAAAUAUUCUUCCUCCCCUGACUUCCUCAGUCGUGUUUUUCUGUUCCUGAUUCUUUUUUGCUGUGAAAGACCUCUGACCCACAUUAGUUCUUGUUUUCUCUUAUUGUUUUUUUCCACUUAUUUUGGCUCUAAACUUGGUAAACAGUCUGUGUGUAAGUAUUUUAGAGCAGUGGUUCUCAAGUCCAGUCCAGUUUUGGAUGUUUCCCUGCUCUAACACACCUGAUUCAAAUGAUCAGCUCGUUAGUAAGCCAUUACAGAGCUUGAUAACGAGCUGGUCAUUUGAAUCAGGUGUGUUGGAGCAGGGAAACAUCCAAAACAUGCAGUACAGUGGACCUUGAGGACUGGACUUGAGAGCCACUGUUUUAGAGGAUAGAAACAACUUAAAUGUCCUCAGGUUGAGUUACUUCUGAGACACAAAACCCAGGGUGAAGAGCAGACGGAGCAUCUCUCACCUGGAGGUUAUUUUAGAGUGCCAGUGCUGAAGGUGACAGAGCAGCGUGAAAACAAACCUCCACCUCUUCCUGUUUGAGUGAGCAGAGAGAGUGUGAAAAAGAAGAGUUCUCACUCUCACUGAUUUUUACAUGACCAAGUCUGUCUCCUUUGCAGCUGGAAUUUCACCUUACUCACAGACUGAAUUAAAGAUUGAAGAACAUUCCUGAGCUGAAAUGUUUUAUCCUCACAGUGUUUAUAAAGCAACUGCACUUCAUUUUAAAGUUUUCACUAUGGUUGCAUAUCUCCUCAAUGUAAAAGGGUCUCUCUGAUGUCCAGCAAGGGGUGACUCCUCUGCCUGUAAUGUCAGUGUGCCUCUCUGUCAGCUGAUUAAUUCCGUCAGUAAAUAUGUUCCUCAUAAAUUUGUGGUCUGAGUCUGGAGUUUUCAGUAUCUGUCUUUAAUACAGCAGGAUUCUCUUUCAUUUAGAAAUGAGGAAAGGGUCAGUGAUGGGUUUUUUUUUAGGGACCAGACCAGAAAGCAAAUGUUUAAAAGACUAAACACACAAAGUUGUGAUUUCAUCAUCUCAUUAUAUUGUAAUCUGUUUCGUACAAUUUCAUAUAUUUACAAAAUAUAAAUGUAUUUUACAUAUCUUAGAUCAUACUUUAUUUUUAUAUUUUUGUACUUUUUCAUUUAUUUCAUUAUUUUAAUAAUUUAAUAAUUUAAUCUUCUUACUUUGUCUUAUCAUUUAAUAUGUGUUUAAUAAACUUUUAGUUUGUUUAUCAUGUUUAAAAACUGACUUAAAGCCAGGAUUAUACAAUCAAAUUAAAUGGUUUAAGUCUGCCUGUGGUGUCUAACUUUUUUCAAUGGUGUGUUUCAGGUGCAGACGAGGAUACAGGUGAAGGUGAGUGUGAGCUUAUUUUUAUGACAAACUCCUUAGUGACAUGCACGUAACCUACACACCUGUCCACCAACCUGUCUCUUUAUCACCCUCUGCAGCCGGGCGAGGGAGGCGCAGCAUCCCAAACUGGGCGAUGACCUCCGAUGAUUUCUUCGGCUGGGUCGAGGAACUUCGGAAACAUGCCGGAUACGAACAAAUCGAGCAGCUUGCCAGAACCUUCUGGGCUCAUUUCCCCUCUGCAGACCGACUUGGGUACGGAGCACAUGACCCCGAGGAGUAGGAGCAUAAACUGGAAGUUCAGUUUGUGGUUAAACAGAAAAAAUGAAGCCUCAGGAAUCACAGGAUUUAGAGUAUGGAGUGUCCUGUGUCUUAAAUAAAAAUGAAAAUUAAACAAUUCAAGUCUGUGAGUUUGUUAACUUGAUGGAAAUUUUUGGUUAUUCUUUCUGCCCUAAACUCUGACUUUCCUCUUCACUCCUGUAUAAACAAAAAGCUCCCAUAAGUCUCCUAAAACUGUACAGGAAGGACAUGUUAUUCAAAGUAAUUCAAUGUGACAAAAAGUUGGAUUUUAUUUUGGAAUUCAUUACAGAUUUCAGACCUAAAUGAGACUUUUAAGAAAGGAACAUUUAUGGUUUGGAUAUGUGUAAAUCAGCGUAACACUUUUUAAUGUGUUUUAAACUUUUGAUAUUCAACGUCACACUGAGGAAGUAAAAAGAUUUUAAAAAACAAGUAAAAUAACGAAUUAAUAAGAAAGUUGAAAAGGUACAAGGAAUUAAUGCAUAAUUUUAAGAAUAAAGUUGCAAAGUUACAAAAAUAACAUUGUUGAGUUGUUAAAUAUAAACAAAUGCAAAGUUAGGAGUAUUAAAUUCAAAUUCAACUUUAUUUGUAUGGCACUUUUCAUACAAAAAAUGCAAUUCAAAGUGCCUCACAGAGGCUAAAAACAACAAUAACGACAAUAAAAUCCAACCCUCCCAUCCACACACACACCCAUGGACACACAUGCACACAAAGGCACACACCCACCCUCACUCACUCACCCACACAUAUGCACAGACAACCGCACACAGUGUAAGAAUUGAAGAUAUAUUGUUAAAGAGACAUGGCCUGACACCGAGACAUUAUGUGAGGAAAGCGCUACCUUUGGGAAACAGCGGAGAUAAAAAAAAAAAAGAGUUAAAAAUGGUGAAAAGAAAAAAUAAAACCUGAUGGACUAAAAUAAGAAAAUAAUAUUAAAUGAACAGAUAAGUAAAAUCUCUUUACCAUAUAAAAAGGGGUAAAAGAUGUAAAAACCUGUGAUGGGAAUUAAGAAAAAAGACUAAGAACAGAGAUAAUUCAAUAAAAUUACAUAAAGUAAACAAUAAGACCUUCGAUUAAAAUGAACAUUUGCAAUAAAAGAAAUAUAAAAAGACAAUUAGUAAAAAGCCUGGUUAAAAAGGUAAGUCUUGGGCCUCUUCUUAAAAAUAUCAACAGUCUCUGCGGCUCUAAGGCUCUCCGGCAGGCUGUUCCACAACCGGGGACCCUAACAGGGUUGACAUGAAAUAAGGGGAAGCCGAUAAAUUGGUAAAUAUCUAUAAUGACUUAUAUAUAUUAUUACCAAAAACACAGUUUAACAAUAAGAUCAUACUUAAAACAAUUUGUAAAUGUUAGAAUUUUAACAUUUUGCAACAUUUUACAAAUUUAAAGUCCAGUAUACAUCAGCAUAAAAGUAAUUUAUAUUAUUUAAAAUUAUAUUUAAUUGACUUUAAUUUAAUGUUAUAUUAAGGAGAGCAGACAUGGUAAUGUUAUAUUUUUAAAUUACAUAUUAAUUUGUUGUUAUCAUAAUUUUAUGAAUGAUUAUGAUAGUAAUGCUGCCCUCUUGUGGUCAGACUGUGUCACUACAGUGCCAACUCAUACAGGUUUAUCUGUGAAAAUAAAAGUAAAUCACUCCCCAUGGCAGCCAAUCCUAGUGACCUAAAUUCCUCUCCUUACAUUUGCGUCAUCAUAUAUAGAGCAGACAUGUUGUUAUGGGCGGGGUCUAAAGCCUGGCGACCAAAAUUGGAAAGUCCGCCCGACUACUAGAGUUACCAACACGUGACCUCCCUCUGCGUCCUGCCCAGCCCUCCCUUUCUCUCUCUCUCUCUCUCUCUCUCUCUCUCUCUCUCUCUCUCUCUGUGUGUCUGCCUUUUCCUUGUUUUUCUCCUCGUGACUCGUACCCACAACAGUACCCCCUCCUGCUCCGUUUUCAGAGAACACUGAACACGUCUCCGUCCUGUCUUCUCAGACGGAGCUCUUUAUUUUUAAGCGAACUCAACGGAUUUUGUCGGGAACAGAUGUAACCCAUCUCCCCCUCCUCUUAGUAAAGUCUCCAGCCUACCUGUGCAGGUAAGUCUGAACCUCUCGAGAAACAUUUCUCAUCAGUAUUUGAGUGUAGAGGGUUUGUUGUAGUCAACAGAGAGCGAUGAGCUCUCAGACAGUACAGAGUGUUUAGAUCUAAUCUGAGUUUGUUCCUUUUUCAGUUUCAACAUGAUGUAACUCUGACUCACUCCCUGAUCAUAACACCUAAUGAAUAUAAUGAAUACAUGAUUCACCCACAUUCUUUGUUGACCUGGUAACAUCUGCUGUCACAAUGAGCAUGCAAACUGAUCACACACUGUGAACCUUGUCUUGUCUUUUCAGUGUAAAUACUCCAAAAAGGUUCAAAUGAUGUCCCUAGUAACUGUCCUCUGUUGAACAAACUUAGAUUUAAGACAGUCUAAGUGAGUUUGUCAGCUGAAAGGAACAACACCAACAGAUUAGGAUGUGAGGGUAAAGGAUUACAAGUGACCACAAUAAUAUCAGUAAACUUAAGUCAUAUAGUGCUUUUGUAAAAGAGGGUUAGCCAGUGCUUUACUGACCAAAAUGAACUGAAGAAUAAAGAUUCACAAGUUUUAAAAUAAGCGAAAAAGACAAACAGAGAGAAAUAAGAUGGAUAUGAAUGAUAGAAAGGAGAAAAGAUAAAGUAAAAUUGAAAAAACACCAAAGACCAACAUAAACAAAGUUAAAAGACUAAAAUCUACCAAUAGACAAAUAAAACAGAGUUUUAAAUAACAGCAUGAAUUUUUGUCUUUUCUCUGCCUUAAACUGUUUUAUUUCCCACCCGUUUCCUGUUUAAUCACUCUGUCACAAUUUUAACAUAUUAAUACAUUUACUAAGUUAUCUUUAAAAAAAUUAAUCAAUGAGUAAUAAUUAACCAUGUGUUUAGUUUUAUGCUCCUUGAAAACCUUUUUUUCUGGUCGACAAAGUCACUGAUAUCAGUCAGAUUUAUCUUAUCCUAUUUUAUGAAACCUCUUAAAGUGUUUUACUGUAUUUAAAAACAGUAAAGGGGAUUUAAUUGGCAGAAUGAAAGUAUUUCAUUCAUAAAUUUACAAUAAAGCAAAAACAAACCUCUCCUUAAAAAUCUGUGUAACUCUGGGCUUCACUGAGGGUAUGCUAGUAGCUGUAAAAAAAAAAAAAGCUCAAAGUCAACAGUUAAUGUUUUUAUAACGGAGACAAUAAACUAAAUGAUCCUGAUUGCCGCAAUAAAAUAUGAAGUUAUGGGAUCAAGAGAAACUUCAGGGUUAAUGAUUAAAAGAAGCACAAACAGAGUCAAAUGCAAAUCAAAACAGUUUGGCUCUUUGACAGAAGCUGAAUCUUGAGGAGUCAUUUAAAAGUCUGGCUCAUCUUUAUCUUUAUUUAUUUGCCAGAAGUCAACCAAAGGUGUAUAUGGGUGGGAAGUAUUCUGAACUUUGAUUAUAGUUUCAUUUGGCUUUUGUUUUUGUUGUAAACAUUCCACAAGGUGCUGUCAUACCCCCAUGCUUUCACAGAGAUCACUGUUCUGAAUAUUUCCGUCACCCAAGAUUCUUCAUGGCUCAACUGAAACGACAGAUAACUGAUAAAAAAAUAAGCCAUGAUAGAAAUGUGAAGACAAACUUGUGUUCUUGUUGUUCACUUAAAAGAGCCGUUCAAACGACUGACUCGUUCACGAAUGUCACAUCUCUAUAAUGCAUUUUCUGCUCUUUUUGUUGUUUCUUUUUUACUGUUUCUUUCUUUUUUGGAAUUUUUAAUCUUUGUGUUUUUUUUUCUCCAUAUAAAUUUAAAGUCUGAACUGAAUAGGUUUACAACCUGCUGAACAACAACGAGAGUCUGAAUAUUUAGACUAGUGCGCACAGAGGGAUCAUAUUCACCAACCUGCCAUUACAUUAGGAACACCUGAGCACUUGAAUGCAACCCAGUUUAACAGCUUAGCCUUUAAUUCCACUUUUCUAAGCUUCUACGUUUUAGCUUUUUGUUGACAUGAUCAAACAGCUGAUUAUUGAUCUUUAAUGUGUGACUAAAGACACGGUUGAUGGUUCAUGGUCUGCUGGAUAAAGAGAGGUGUUCCUUAUUUUUUGUCCACUUAUUAACACAUUUAAAGAAAUCAAAAUAUCAGGAAAUGUUCCCAGCAGGGCACCGACACCAUCCUGCAUGUCUCUUUAGAAUAAUCUGAAGUGCAGCAUUGCCACAUCUUUAAAAAUGAGAAGAAUGUCUGUUUAAUCCUCAUUAUUUCUCACGUGUUUCAUUUUCAUUGUUUUUACGACAGAGUCCACAAGGAUUCAGCAUGAGUCCCCCCGUACUGGUUCAGAGACGACCCGCCUUCAAAAACAAGUGAGUCCAUCAGAUUAGACACAAGUCCACCUUCUGGAGGGUCAUACCUGUGGAAAAACUGAUCUGAUCCUAGCAUGGAUAUGUCAAAAAAAAUUAACCCUGUGGUCCUGUAGGGUCUGCGAGAGAUCAGACGUCCCUGAUACUGACCCAUGGCUUGAACCCAGCUGUGUGUCCCUCAGGAGCCACCAGUCUAUGGCUGAUCCCCUUCAGUUUCAAAAACAACCCCCUGUCCCUGUUUUCGGGUGAGUUCAGAGUAACAAUCAUAUCUAAUCUGGAAUCGACCUAUCGAACAGGAAUCCUCCAGGGUCACUGUCAGUCUGAAACUUGUCCAUCCUUUCCUGCUUUUCUCCUGUAGCUUCUGUGGCUGAAAAUUAAAAAUGAUUUACACCUAAUUCUUCCUUCUUCUCCAUUAGGAUUCAAAAGAAACCAGAGUCCCCAAAACCUGGAUCAGAACCUGGAGCCGAGUCUGGGUCUGAGCUUGGCUGUGUGUUCUUCAGGGAUGAUGAAUCAAAGGCUGAACCACUAACGUUUAGAGACAAACUCUCCUCCCUGGAACAGUAAGAAGUUGAAUAUUUGUCACUCCAGACGAGGCCUGGACGAUAUAGAAAAAAAGCAUAUCGAUAAAAAAUAAAUCAUAUUGAUCGAUAAUUAUAAAAAAAAAUUAACAUAUAUUUUAAUUGCAGCCCUGGAUGUUUUAUGCUAUUGCUUAAUGACCUACUUUUAAUAAAGAACACACAAGCACUGAAUUCAAAUUCAAACCUUUAUUCAACCACCUUAUUUUUUUUACCACAACUGAAAGUUUUUUUAAAAAAGAACUUAAAAAAAAAAGAAAUCAACUUAAGUGGCCUGAGUGACGUGAGUAAAUACUGACAAACAUAAAGACUAAAGUGACCAGAAAAUCUGAUAAAUAAAUAUUUAAAUAGCCUUUUGAUGAAAAUAAACAAAACAAACAAAUAUAUAAAUAAACAGAAUAGCUUUAGGUAGGAAUAGCAUACUAACAGUUUUAACUGCCCACAGCCUGGUGUCUGAACACUGAAAUAUUUCUCCCGGGGUCGGGAGAUUUAUUUUUUUUAAUUAUCAUGUGAUUGACUUAAUACGCAAACUGAGCACGAGAAGCAGGACUUAUCCACGCCGGUGUUGUGUCGUAGAAUGCACCCCUGCUGAAUGCCCCCAAUCGAUAUAUAUUGUUAUCGAAUUAUCGUCCAGCAUUACUCCAGACUUCUGAAAACUUUGAUUAGAGACUUAAAAAAAUCACUUUUAUCUAAAGACCUCAAACAAUCAGCGAAACUUAAUAGGAUGAAAUGCUGUGUCAUUAAAGAUACCAGAGGUUAAAAUUCAUAUUUGCAUCCUCCUCAGGAUUGAGACAUGCCUCACAAUGUGCAUCUGCAAAAACAAGACACAAACUGGAAUUGCAACAAGUACAACAAAAUUUCUGCUGACUGUGCCACUCAGCGCAAUAUAGAGUUCAGAGCACUUAAUCAUGUUGACUCUUCAGGCUAUCAUCAGACCUCCACCUCUCUAUCUGACUCAUACAUGGUUUUAGCUGCUCAAGAGUUCAGGGUCUCCUUUGUCCUGUUUUUGGUGUCACGAUUCUCCAAAUGUAACGGGGGGAAAAAUCAGGACUGCAGGCAGGCUGGUUUAUCAGCAGGACUCUUCUACUACAGAGCCAUGUUGUUGUAAUCCCUGUAGAAUGUGGUUUGUCGUGUCUUGCUAUGAAUAUGAAGGUCUUCACUGGAAAAUCAUUGUCUGGAUGGCAGCACAGUUGUGGAAGCUAUCCAUGACAUUGAUUCUGAUUAUCCUCUCCUCAUACCAUGCUGGCUUUGGACUGGGAGCUGAAAACAAGCUGAGUGCCUCCUCUGCUCAUUAGUGAGGAGGAUGGAGCGUCCAUGAUCUCCCCUUGGUCAACCUGAAAUGAGCUCAGAUCCAGAGAUACCUAAUGUAUCUAAAAUAAUCACCUAUUGUCCUUUUUUAACAUAUUGUUUGAGUCUCACAGUAACAAUAUAUGAACUAUUAUUUCACAAUUUCUCUGCAGGGUUGACCAGCAGAGUCCAGAGUGUCCCAUUGGUCAUUCUGGUCAGCAGCAUCCAUCUCAGCUGGACUCAAUAUUUAUGGUCAGUACCUGAAGAGCUGCUGCCUUUACAUCUGUUCUGCUCAGAGUAAUCUUAAAACCAGCGGAUUAUCAGCCUGUCCAUCCACGACCUGAUGUUUGGUUGACAUAUUUUGUCAUUCAUAAAAUAUUUUGUUCCAGAUGUUGGAGAAAACCAUGGUUACCUUCAUGAAGAGUGAGCUGAAGAAAUUCCGGACAGUUCUGAGACCAGAUUACCCAGAAUGCUCAAGGAGUCAAGAUGAGGAUGAGGUGAUAGAUUUGGGGGAUAAAGAGCAGAAGAGGAAGAUCAGAGAGACCUUCCUGAGGAUGACAGUGGACUUCCUGAGGAGAUUGAAGCAGGAGGAGUUGGCUGACUGUCUGCAGAGCAGUAAGAUGAUUUCUGAUAAGAUAAAACAUUAUCCUACCUUAUCUUUGUUUAUUGAUCCCAAACACACCCGACACUCCCAGGGGAAAAAAACACUUGUGUUGUAUUUUACAAGCCCCAACACACACAAUGGUGGCAGUAUGGUGGUUUAAAGAUUGUCGCUUGUAUGAUCAUUUUCUGAGACAUGGUCUGGUCUACCUGCUGUGGUCAUCAGAAUGAUCCAUGUGAUGCUGUGUUGGUUUGCAAAAACUUCCAAUAGACUCCAUUUGAGAAUGCCAGUUUGGGGAACAUCGUGUUAUUAAAAAAGUAGUAUCUCAUGUUCUUCAAAUCCCAUCUAAUCCCAUGUUCCAGUUCAGGCUCCUCCCAGUCGAAUGAACCUAAAAAAUGUCCAGAGGGGUUGCUGUUGAGGCAUCCGCAUCCAAUACCCAAACCCACCUUAACUUUCUCUAUCUCGAGGGGAAAGAGCAGCACCUGUUGGAGCUUUUCCGAGCUCCCUCUGGAUGUCUAAGCUCCUGACCCCAUCUCCAGGUCUGAUCCGAGACACCACUUAAAGAAAGUCAUUUCACUGAAGGAGUUUUAUCUCCAGCCCUUCAUUGAAAACUUCAUGGAACCAGGAGAAGCUGGAAAAUAUUGCUUAGGGGAGAUUUGUCAGGGUAGCCUUGCUUGGCCUGCUGCUACUGCAAGCCAACUCUGGAUAUCCAGAAGGGAAUGAAUACAUAGAUGAAUAAAAACAUGGAUGCAUCAAUGAAUGGAUGGAUGGAGGAAUGGGUGGAUGCUUGCCUGAAUUGAAGCAAAGAUGCCUACAUUGAAACACGGAUGCAUGGCAGGAUGGAUGAAUGCUUACACGGAUUGGUGGAUGGGUGGGUGUAGUGAUAGAUGGAUUGAGGAAUCUAUGGAUGGGUGCAUGAAUUGAGGCAUUAAUGCUUGAAUGGAUGAAGGAGCCAUUGCAUGAAUGGAUGGGUUGUUUAAAAGAUGGAUAAUGCAUGGGUGAAUACAAAAAUGGACGGGAUAUUUUCACUUCCAAGCAGAUAAGGAAUUUGGUUGCCUACGCAUGGAACUUUAGGGCUCUUUAGCUCCUUCUCCACGAUGGUUUGGUCCAUUGGCCUCAAUUCAGUAUAUGCAGAACCAAUCUGCCUGUCAAUCUCACAAUUUAGGGCAGUGCCAUUUGAGAGCACUGCUAAUUUCAGCAAAGACUUAACUCCACGCCCAAGAAUUGUCCCAAGUUUGGAGAAGGUACUUACCUCGUGCAGACACAAUUGGCCAAAUGGUCUAAGCCAGUAAAAUAGAAGGAUCUACUUUCAAUGACAGCUCCCUGUCCCUAUUUUAAAGCAUACUGAUAUAGAUAUUUAGGGGUUUUUUAACCUUUUUGUUGUAAAUCAAGAACAAGUUUAAACUUCUCCUUUCAAAUUUCUUUGAUUAUUUUUUCAAUCAAUUUUGGCAAGUUUAGUGCUCAUAUGACCUUUCUUGAAAUUUCAGAAUCUCCAGCAAUGUGUCGGCAAAAUCUGAAAUCCAGUCUAAGGAAGAGGUUUCAGUUUGUAUUUGAAGGGAUUGCUAAAGCCGGAAACCCAACCCUUCUGAACCAGAUCUACACAGAGCUUUACAUCACAGAGGGAGGGACUGGAGAGGUCAACGAUGAACACGAGGUCAGGCAUAUCGAAACAGCGUCCAGGAAAGCAGUAAAAAUGGAAACUAAAAUCAGAUGUGAAGACGUCUUUAAACCAUUACCAGAAAGAGACAAACCAGUUAGAACAAUGAUGACAAAGGGAGUGGCUGGCAUCGGGAAAACCGUCUUAACACAGAAGUUCACUCUGGACUGGGCUGAAGACAAAGCCAACCAGGACAUCCACUUCACAUUUCCAUUCACCUUCAAAGAGCUGAAUGUGCUGAAGGAGAGGAAGUUCAGCUUGGUGGAGCUCGUUCAUCACUUCUUCACUGAAACCAAAGUAGCAGGAAUCUGCAGCUUUGAAAACUUCCAGGUUGUGUUCAUCUUUGACGGUCUGGAUGAGUGUCGACUUCCUCUGGACUUCCACAACAAUGAGGUCCUGACUGAUGUUACAAAGUCCAGCUCAGUGGAUGUGCUGCUGACAAACCUCAUCAGGGGGAACCUGCUUCCUUCUGCUCGCCUCUGGAUAACCACAAGACCUGCAGCAGCCAAUCAGAUCCUUCCUGAGUGUGUGGACAUGGUGACAGAGGUCAGAGGGUUCACUGGCCCUCAGAAGGAGGAGUACUUCAGGAAGAGGUUUAAAGAUGAGAAACUAGCUAACAAAAUCAUCUCCCACAUCAAGACGUCCAGAAGUCUCCACAUCAUGUGCCACAUCCCGGUCUUCUGCUGGAUCACUGCUACAGUUCUGGAGGAUGUACUGAGAACCAGAGAGGGAGGAGAGCUGCCCAAGACUCUGACUGAGAUGUACAUUCACUUCCUGGUGGUUCAGUCCAAGCGAAAAAAAAUCAAGUAUGAAGGAGGAGAUGAGACGGAUCCACACUGGAAUAAAAAGAGUAAGAAGAUGAUCAAUUCUCUGGGAAAACUGGCUUUUGAGCAGCUGCAGAAAGGAAACUUGACUUUCUAUGAAUCAGACCUGAUAGAGUGUGGCAUCAAUAUCAAAGAAGCCUCUUGGCACUCAGGAGUGUUCACACAGAUCUUCAGAGAGGAGAGAGGACUGUAUCGGGAUAAGGUGUUCUGCUUCAUCCACUUGAGUGUUCAAGAGUUUCUGGCUGCUCUUCAUGUCCACCUGACCUUCACCAACUCUGGAGCCAACCUGCUGUCAGAAGAUCCAUCAACCGUCCAUGGAUCCACAAUGACAGAGUUCUACCAGAGUGCUGUGGACAAGGCCUUACAGAGUCCAAAUGGACACCUGGACUUGUUCCUCCGCUUCCUCCUGGGACUUUCACUGCUGACCAAUCAGACUCUCCUACGAGGUCUUCUGACUCCAACAAGAAGUAGCCUACAGAUUGAUCAGGACAAAGUCCAACACAUCAAGAAGAAGAUUGAGGAAAACUCAAGUCCAGAGAAAAGCAUUAACCUGUUCCACUGCCUGAAUGAACUUAAGGACCAUUCCUUGGUGGAGGAGAUCCAACAGUACCUACGAUCCGGUAGCCUUGCCACUGACCAACUCUCUCCUGCUCAGUGGUCAGCUCUGGUUUUCAUCUUAUUGUCAUCAGAAAAAGAUCUGGAUGUGUUUGACCUGAAGAAAUACUCUGCCUCAGAAAAGGCUCUUCUUAAGCUGUUGCCAGUGGUCAAAGCCUCCAAGACAGCUCUGUAAGUGACCAUGUUUUCACUGUUCUUGGAGUGCUGCUGUUGAUCUAAUGUAAAUUCUCACCUUCUUACCUGCCAAUUACAUUUUUUCAGAUUGAGUGGCUGUAACCUCUCAGAGGGAAGCUGUGAGGCUUUGUCUUCAGUCCUCAGCUCCCAGUCUUCCAGGCUGAGAGAACUGGAUCUUGGUAACAAUGACCUGAAGGACUCAGGAUUGAAGAAACUGUGUGUUGCAUUGGAGAGUUCAGACUGUCUACUGGAAACUGUGAGGUUAGCUUUCUCAGAGUUCUACAUGGACUGUCUGUGUAGUCUGAAUUGGGGGUCACAUUGACAAGACACACUAUGACUCCUACAGGGGCCAUCUUGAAGUACACUUUCAAUUUUGGUGGACAUCUGACCAAAACCAACAGCUAAGAGAAAGUUGUGCUACCCUGAUAACUCUGCGAUUUUGUGAAUUGGCGCAUACCUUUCAAUAUAGGGCUUUUUUUGAUUUAAUCUCAUGGAUUAACAGAUUGCAUGAGACGAGGGAGGCUGCAUGAGCAGGAACAACCACAUCUUCCUGUUCCUUUUUAAGUGAUAUUGAGUCAAUCCUGAGUUAACACAUGAUACAUAAAUAUGCGGGUCUGGGUCACCUUCCAAUUAACUCCAGUCAGUCCUUUGUGUGAAACCCAUCAGAUGCCAGGGUUUGAGUUAGGGUUACAAAGAUUGAGUCCAUGUCUCGGUCUCCAACCCAAAUACAGACCUGGCACAGGGAUUAUGCAACUAAGGGAUCAGUAGUCCGUGCAAUACAUAGUAGAUACAAUGUAUGUUUAUGUCUAGCUGUCUGGGUCAAGGGAAAACACUGACCUCUGAGUACUUGUGGUUUCUUUCUGUGGUUUAUAGUUUGUCUGAGUCUAUAAACCACGAGCUGAUUUAAAGAAAAGAGCUAUGUGACUGCAAUACUAGUAGUUCAAGUAAUAUGCAGAUGAUGCAACGAUUUAUAAUCUUGAUAAGGUGAUAAAAAAAUGGCUAUCCACUAUUUGUCCUAAGUUUUUCUCUGGGUCUACAAUGUACAAGUAGACAUAAUUUAGUGAAAUUUGUAACCCAAGUGCCUGUAGAUCAACAAUAUGUAGAUGAUACACUGUUUUAUAUGGUUAUGAAGUUAAGGUAGAUGGCCAUUCACCAUUCGUCCAUUGGCCCUUUUUGGGUCAACAAACCACAAAUAGACUUCAUAAGAAAGACUUACGUAACCACAUCACAAGCAGAUCAAGUAAUUUGCAGAUAAUGCAAUGUUUUAUAUGGCACAGUUGGUUAGACUGAAAGCUGUCCAACAAGCCCUUUGAGUUUGUAGCUUUUCUGGGUCUACAAACCACAAACAGAGAUGGGGUUGAUGUGACUGUAAUACCAGUAGGUCAGAUACGUGAAUCAAUCAAUCAAUCAAUCAAUCCAAUUUUAUUUAUACAGCGCCAAUUCACAUCAGUCGUCAUCCCAAGAUGCUUUUCAAAGAACAAGAGCAGGUCUAGACCACGCUCAUUGUUUGAUGAAUUAUCAAGAACCAACCUAAGAUGGGUUUUGGCCCAUCUCAUCUAACAUGAGUAGCAGUGGCAAGAAAAAACUUCCUUUUAACAGACAGAAACCUUGAGCAGGACCUGACUCAUGCCAGACAGCCACCAUGCUGCUGCUGAGUUGGGGAGGAAUGACUGUUACAUAGCUAAUGAGGUCAAAACAUAUGGUCUUCCAGGGUCCAAGUGUGCAAGAGAUCUUUUUAGAGACUACCAAAAGUUGUUUUUCUUUGCUCCUACAUAAUUCAAAUACUUUGAACCGGAUCUACUCUUUGAGUAACAAGUCAUGAUGUUUGGUGCUAUAUUGAUGAAUAUUUGCCUAAAAAGCCACUGGUUUUGUUUUGUGUCUGCAGACUGUCAGGAUGUCUGAUCACAGAUGAAGGCUGUGUUUCUUUGGCCUCAGCUCUGAGUUCAAAUCCCUCACACCUGAGAGAGCUGGACCUGAGCUACAACCAUCCAGGGGAAUCGGGUGUGAAACAGCUCUCUGCUGGAUUGGAGGAUUCUGAAAUGAGUCUUGACACUUUAAUGUAUGUAAAUAUACUGUUGAUGAUCUUCAGACAGAUUUAGGAAAUGUAAAAGAGAACUUGGCAGUACGACUUUUUCAGACCUUUUCAAGUUGAUCUCUCUCUCUGUCUUCCAGAUUGAGCCCGAGUGGGACACAGUGGUUGAGACCAGGUUUGAGGAAGUGUAAGUAUGCCUAAGCUGGAUUUCCUGAAAAAAAAGAACCAACACUGUAUCAUAAUUGAGAAAUCACUGUGAAAAUACAGGGGGAAUAUUCUGAAAAGUGAGAGAGAAGAGUUAUGCUUUAAGCGAAAUGAUUGACCUAAAAAAACUCAGUCAAUGACACAAAGUUCUCCUUGUUUUUAUUUUAGAUUUCUGUGAACUCACACUCGACCCAAACACGGUCCACAAAUUCCUCAGACUGUCUGAAAACAACAGAAAGGUGACAGAUCUGAGGAAGGAGCACCCGUACCCUGAUCACCCUGAGAGGUUUGACUACUGGCCUCAGGUACUGAGUGAGGACUCUUUGACUGGACGCUGUUACUGGGAGGUGGAGUGGGUGGGAAAGGUCUAUGUUGCUGUGGGUUACAGAGGGAUGGGGAGGAAAGGAGACAGUGACGGCUCUAAGUUUGGAGGGAAUGAUCAGUCCUGGAGUCUGACCUGCACUGAUGGAGGAUACAACGCCUGGCAUGAUAACAGCGGGACGCUCAUCCCUCUCCCCUCGUCUUCCGUCUCUCACAGGGUGGGGGUGUAUGUGGACUGUCCUGCUGGCACUCUGUCUUUCUACAGUGUCUCCUCUGACACUCUGACCCACCUCCACACCUUCAACACCACAUUCACUGGACCUCUCUACGCUGGGUUUGGAUAUGGGGUCAAACUGAACGCUUCAGCGUACCUGUGUCCACUGUAGUCUGAAAACGAAUCAUUUCAGACUGACGCCAGUGUAGUGAGAUGGACUGGCACCUCCACAGACCCAGAAAGUGAGGCCAAAACAUUCUGAAAUGGGCACUGCCAAUCACCGGGGGGGACACCAUAUGUUUUUGGUUUCACUUUUGGAGACAGUUUGGACUUCCUGUCCAAAGUUCUCAUAUCUGGUAGCUGCCAGUCAGCCUUAUGAUCUCUUUUAUAAAGAGUUAUGUGGUAUUUUAUUUGGUAAACCAAUCAUUUUCCGUUUUUCUUAGCUGAUUCCUCAAGUAGUCAUGGUAACAGCGUGAUCCAAUAUUCUCGAAUGAACAAAUACCAUUAUGAGAUUAUAAAAACAGAGGAAACACAUUUAGGCUUUUUCCCAAUAAUCCAUUAAAAUUAAAUUGUGUAUAUGGUAUAAUCUGGAUUUUUUUAGUGCAUUAGGUUUAUGUAUGAGUGCAAAGCACGUACGGAAGUGGCAAACAUGGCAAGGAGCAAGAACAAAAAAGCACCAAAGUUAGGAAGGAAACUAAUGUCCUUCAGAUCUAAAGCUGGACACAUGCACAGAUUUUUGGCUUUAGUUUUUAAAUUAACUCAUUCCAUCCUAGCAGAUAGUUGUCCUUCUAGAGUAAGCAAGGGAAGUUCACUAUCAGGAGCAGUUUUAGUCUGGGUUGUUAACCUGAGAGGAGCCAAACUCUGCUGGGAAGAUGAAACCCUAAAAACUCAAGCAAGAACAUACAGCCUUUAUGACUGUGGAGUGAUCUGUAGAUACUUAUGCAUAGCAUGUGUUUGGAUUUCCUACUUCUCUUCAGUUCAAAUGGAAAGAACAGGGUGUCAAAACUCCUAAUAAUGAGCAGAAGAAGACAUUUAUUCUUUGAUUUAACUUUUACUGUGAAUAUCAGACUGUUGGAGGACCACUUUAAAAAAAAAAGGAAGAGCCAGAUUUAAUGACGCAGCACUAUUUUAUUUUUAGCAGGGUGAAUUUGGAAAUUCCAAAGUCGCUUAAAGACAAGCAGAGCUGUCGUCUGUCUUCAGUUCAGACUUAAUUUUAAGGAUUGAUCCUCUUUAGAGAUGACAUAUUUAUAUUGUUUCUGUGUUUAUCAUUCAUAUAUUUAUAUAUAUAUAUAUAUAUAUAUAUAUAUAUAUAUAUAUAUAUAUAUAUAUAUAUAGUGAGCGGCUUUGUAAGUGGUCAGUCAAAGAGAGGUGCUUCUAGGAGUCAGACUCCGCAAUAAUAUAUAUUGAUGUGUGGACUUAAAAUGUCUUUGUUCGUGGUACUUUUUAUGAAAGUUUGACAGUUAAACUGUAGCUAAUAUUAGCUUUUAGUAUGUUACUAAACUUUAAGUGAUGAGUCUGUGCAUAUGAUGUAUUUUAAGUUUAUUUGUGUUAUUUAAAUCAGUGGUUCUCAAGUCCAGUCCUCGAGGCCCACUGUCCUGCAUGUUUUGGAUGUUUCCCUGCUCCAACACACCUGAUUCAAAUGAUCAGCUCGUUAUCAAGCUCUGUAAUGGCGUAAUAACGAGCUAAUUCUGUUGUGUGAGUCUCUACUUAUGGACUGAUAUAUAUAUAUAUAUAUAUAUAUAUAUAUAUAUAUAUAUAUAUAUAUAUAUAUAUAUAAAAACCUAUAAAUAAAGAUGUUCAAGUCCUACAAAACCUUCAUAUUAUGCACGUUUUAUUUGUUGACUUUUUGUAUGUUACUUUUAGUACAAACAUAAAUACUGUUAAUUUUUAAUGAGGUUGAUAUGCCAACUCCCAAAGUAACACCCAUUUCACCAAAUCUGAUAGUUUUAAACAGAUUAUGAACUAGACUUUGCACAGUGGAUGAGUAAAACGUCAUAAAGGCGUAAUAUCUGUUAACUUAGAAACUUUUUUAGAUUAAAUAACAAGAAGAAUUGAUAAACUAACCGCAGAAUGUAUGAAGAAAACGAUUUCUAUGAUAUUUUCAUGAAAAUAUUUGCUGUUUUCACUGUGUGCCCCCUUCAUCACCUCAGCUGUUGCUGAGUCAUUGGUGCUGCUUCUCUGCAGCAGAUGAACCCAUCUUCCUAAAGCACAAAUCAUCAUAUUUGUCUCUAAAUAUUAACAUAAAAUGUGGCAGUAAACUUCGAACACUGUCAACUGUGUUACAGCUGAUGAGUAACACAGUUGACAUUUCGGCCAUUUUAGGGCUUUUUGCUAACUGCAGACCUCAGAACUGAUGCUGUGAGACCUUAAUCAACUGUUUUUAUCUACAUUUUUGUAAAUAAAACAUUUAAAGCAAGUUCUCAUGAAUAUGUUGACAACACAGUUGACAAUCAGUUAAUCCGCUCUAUGUAUUCACAAUGAUAUUGAUAAAUUAUUGAAGAGUGGAAGUAAAGACUUACCUCACUGUGUUUUAAGUUUCCCUUCAAAAAGGAUAUCACAUUAAAUGAUGUGAACAUGUUACUUGGGAGCAAACAAUUGCUGACUUAUGGGGGGUUUUCACAGGGUAACACAGUUGACAAAAGUUUCUCGGACACACACAAAGCGGAUGAUUUAAUGUGUAUGAAUGAGCUAAAUUGAUUUUCAAACAACUUUCUCAUAUAUCAGUGAUUAUUUUGAAAAAGUAUUUACAAAAAUUGUGUACAAAAACAUUUAAUUUAAUGUUAAUCUGAAGAGCUAAACCUGACAUUGAGAAAAUCAGACAGCAUAAAACCAACAAAUUCCAGUAUAAUACAUGCAUUUAUUGCAAAAAGAAAGAUGAUAUAUGUUGAACUUUUUGUAUUGAAUAAAAGAGAAAUGUGCCCUGAUAUAAAAUUGAUCAUUGGUCAAAGCUAAUAUUUGGUAAAAUUGAUAAAUACUGUCCAUGGACAUGACAUGUACCCCUAAUUAUAGAGUGACUCUGCUGCACCUGAGCUCAGUGUCCAGUAGAUGGCGCUCUGACCUUUAUUUUACUCCACGUGGUCUGAAUCUCUCUGUGAAUGAAACACUUAAAAAUCGGAUCUUCAUCUCUGGGUCUGAAAGAGAAAAGUAAUCUCUGUGUGUUUAAAGCGAUUGAUGAAAUCAUUUUUUACCAGCCUAAUCUUCCUCUCCCUCUUUCCUCCUCCUCUUAAGUCUAGCUCCACAUUUUAGGGGUGGGGUCAUCACUUUCAGGUGUGGGGGUCAGUUCACCUGCAGACUACCUGGGGCUCCUGAUAGACAGCAUUUCAUGUUAUAUUCAAUGUGAUUUUUCUUAGAAACAAACCUGGGCUGGUCAUUCAUUUAGUUCUGACACGUUUACACGUUCAGCUCUGAUAACAAACACACAAUACACACUUUAUUCACAACUAGAGGGGAGGGGAGAGGAGUAAGUAUGGGAAAGGAGUGAAAAAAGGAGGGAGAGGGGGAACCCGUGGGGGAGGAGAGAGGGGGCACAUUGCAGCACACUCGUGCGUAAAUGUGACCAAAGCGCCUCUCCCCUCCGUCUCCAGCACCUUCUCCCUCCUCAUCUCAGUCCGGUCCACCUUCCUGGAUCUCCUCCCCCGGCGGGCUGUGGUCUCUGUCGGACCCGGUUCCUCGCAGUUCCUCGGUCUCUGGACUCAGGUGGACCCUGGAGUCUCGGGUGUCUCGGCUCGGCGCCCUCCUGCAGGGUUUGGGAGGAGCGCCGGGAAGCUCGUCCCGGUUCCUGCCGGGCUUCGUGUCGACCUCCGGGGACGGUCAUGGCGGCUCGGAGCGGAGGGAGAGACGCGGGUCCACCCGAUCCCGCAUGCCGGUGAUGCGGGGUCUGAUUGCGCCGCAGAACACCUUCCUGGACACUAUCGCCACGCGCUUCGACGGGACCCGUGAGUACACCUGUUUACAUCUGUCAGUUAUCCGGUAACGAUCCGGAAUAAAUCACAUUGAUGGUUUAAACAAUUGAAAGUUUAACAUUAAUAAUAGGCUAACAAAGGGACCAGACGAGGAGACAUUAAAUGAAUAAAUGAAUGAAUGAAUGGAUGAAUGAAUGAAUGACAUUUGUCUCGAAUAAUUCAUAAAUUUCCACACAGUUUGAGGGUAAAUUUGGUUUAAUUUUCCCCACUAAAUUUUAAAAAAUGUUUCAGUCAUAAAGCGAUGAUGGGUAUUUGGUAUAUUUUGUUUUAGCAGCAGAAUCUUGAACUCACCUCUGACAGACAUGGUAAAGCCUCAGUGAACUAUAAAAACUCCAAAGCUGAAUAAUACUCACUGGUUUUGAUAUGACAUGCCGUGUUAUGUGUGGAUGCAUGUAUGUAUAUAAAGGUGUCAUUCAUUAGCAUCACUGUACUGUGAGCAGCAGCUGUCACUUAUUUUAGGUUCACUUCAGUUCACUGUGGAUUCACACAGCUUCAGGGCCGUAUUCACCUACCAAGAAGGCUCAGGGCUGAAACCAUCUCCUGCCCCCUGUUUACCCCCUGCUCCUUUUGUACAGUGGUGAAUUAAAGGGAUACUCCGGUGUAAAAUUAAGUUAGAAUCAAACACACCGUAACACCAAGUUAAGGUCCUUUAACACUGGGGCUGACACGAAUAUAGAACGCAAAAUCACGAAAUAUUCUGAGGUGAAUUUUGAAGCGCCUGACUAUACACAUCAAGCCCGAUGCGAUUUUGCGACUUCCUGGGGGGAAAGAGACGCAUCCUGGGGAAGACUUUUCCGGGGGGAAGUCCCGCCUCCUUCGCCUCUGAUUGGCUAGAAAAGCUGGAAACAUCAUCACACGCUAAAGCCAAACGGUCAGAACUUAUAGCCAAUCAGAGGCGAAGGAGAGCGGGACCUUCCCUUAGCAACCCUCAGCGUCCCGGGUAGAAGCAAGAGGACAAAAAUGGAGUCUACUUCAACUUCAAGUGAUGUCGAAUUGGUACUCCUUUGAUUUCUCAAAAGAAAAAGAAACGUAGCACACGGGUGCAUCCAAUAUUACAAAAAAGAAGAGAACUUGAGUUUCACUGCUUAGUUCAGGAGCUGAAACUGUACCACUGUUGCUCUAGAACCUGUUUUCGGAUGUCCGUUGAACAAUUUGAAGUUCUGCUGAAACAAUUAGCUCCAAGUUUGAAGAGGCAGAGGACUAGACACUAGACACUAGUGUUGAGAUGGCUUUCUGUCAUGAUAGCAUGUACUGAGUUGGGGCCAGUACCAGAUAAGCACAUGAAACUAUGGUAACAACCGUUAGCUUACGUUAGCACAGAUGAAAGUUAAAACAAAGAUGUUUAGCAAAGUGUUAAAGCACACAAAACAUCGUCAUAUGAGAAAUCCAACACUGUGACUCUCCACAAGUUGUCCUUCAGGUCGUUAUCUUUGUAAUGUUUGUGUAAACGAUCAUAAACAAUCAGCUGAUCGGCCAUGUUGGGUAAACCGGCAUUAAACAUCACAAAAACACGCAAUCUGAUUGGUCAGAAGUGGACACACAGUAUGUGAAACUUUAGAAAAGUUGACCAUGAUCCGAAAAAAUAAAUGUCACAAUAUCGCAGAACAGGAAAACGUCGCUGAUGUGAACGCUUGUAUUGACAGGAUACGGGUUUGAAAAAAAAUAUUGACGUCCGAAAUAAUCACACAACAUAAACAGUUCCAGUGUGUAAGGACCUUUAGACACCCUGUCAAGAGAUAAAUGUUGCUGACUGCUUGCUUCCUCUAGUUAUACCAACUUUAGUAACGACUGCACGAUAGCAAUACACAGCAGUCCCAUGAGCUACAUGCUCAACCAAAAGGCCUCUCUUUUGCCACAAGUAAUACUCAGAACAGCACCUAACUUCAUCAACAGUACAUAUGGGGUCCCAGCCAUAAUACUAGCCAUCAAACAUCUUUUUAGCUUUGCCUUAUUUCUUUAGCAAAGAGACUAAACACAACUCACCCACUCUCUUUCAGCAGCCGCUUGUUGGUAUGGAGACCUUAAGCGAGUCCAUUACAGCAGCGGGGUGACGCAGCUCAAGCUCUAUAUGUACUGUUCAAAUUCAACUUUAUUUGUAUGGCACUUUUCAUACAAAAAAUGCAAUUCAAAGUGCCUCACAGAGGCUAAAAACAACAAUAACGACAAUAAAACUGGACCCUCCCACCCACACACACACACCCAUGGACCCACACGCACACAAGGGCACACACCCACCCUCACUCACUUACCCACACAUACACACACACAACCGCACACAGUGUAAGAAUUUAAGUUAUAUUGUUCACGAGACAUGGCCUGACACCGAGACAUUACGUGAGGAAAGAGCUACCUUUGGGAAACACCGGAGAUAAAAAAUAGAGAUAAAAAUGGUGAAAAGAAAAAGUAAAACCUCAUGGACUAAAACAAGAAAAUAAUAUUAAAUGAACAGAUAAGUAAAAGCUCUUUACCAUAUAAAAAAGGGGUAAAAGAAAUAAAAACCUGUGACGGGAAUUAAGAAAAAAGACUAAGAAUAGAGACAAUUAAUAAAAUUACAUAAAAUAAACAAUAAAAACUUCAAUUAAAAUGAACAUUUACAAUAAGAAAAAUAUAAAAAGGCAAUUAGUAAAAGGCCUGGUUAAAAAGGUAAGUCUUGAGCCUCUUCUUAAAAACAUCAACAGUCUCUGCGGCCCUGAGGCUUUCCGGCAGGCUGUUCCACAACCGGGGACCAUAAAACUGAAUGCUGCAUCCCCGUGUGUUUUUGUUUUAACUUUUAAAAUGCCAGUGCCGGAGGACCUUAGGGCCCGCAAGGGUUGAUAUGGUAAAAGUAAGUCAGAUAAAUAGGGAGGGCCAAGACCAUUAAUACAUCUAAAAACUAAUUAAAGAACCUUAAAAUCAAUCCUGAAACGGAUGGGGAGCCAAUGCAGCGAUGCUAAAACUGGUGUUAUAUGCCCUCGCCCUCUGGUCUUUAUCGGCACUCUUGCAGCUGAAUUCUGUAAUAUGACUGUUCAUGAAGUUAGGUGCUGUUCUGAGCUUUAUUUGUGGCUAUAGAGUGGCAUUAAGGUUGAGCUCGUGGCUUCUGAGACCACUGUGUAUUGCUAUUGUGCGGUCGUUACUAAACUUGGUAUAACUAGAAGAAGCAAGCGGUCGGCAACAUUCAUCUCUCAAAGGGGGUGUCUAACUCAGUGUUAUGGUGUGUUUGACCCUAAAUUAAUUUUACACCGGAAUAUCCCUUUAAUUGUCCAGUUUUUGCUUUUUUGUUUUUGGCUCCGUUCAAAUCAAAAAGCGUUCAGCGGCAGAUCUGCUUACUUACCAAAAUAAAUAACUAAACACAGAGUACAGUCUGCAGUUUAAUUUAUUGGUUUGCAGAGUUUGGUUAAGACCAGCAGAGCUAGCGUAACCAGCCUUCAGGUUAACUCUGGUUGAGUGAUUUUUGAACUAGUUUAAGGCUACGUUCACACUGCAGGUUAUGAUGCACAAUUCAUUGCACUGUUCACACUUACAUGAAAAAAUCAGAUAUGUGUCACAUAUGGUUAAGAAAUCGGAAUUGACCUGCAGUGUGAACAUAGCCAAAUGCAGCCUACAUUCAACUAAUCUCCAUUUUGUAGAUCUUAAUACUGGCAAACCAUGCCACACAAUUAGAUGACAUACAGGGAGCUAAGCAUUACAGUAGGAGCCAUUAACCUCAGCUACAGCAGUGACUAGUAAAGGGAGACUGCACUACAGCUUAGUCAAAAGAUGAGCGACAUUUCCGGCCUGCAAUAAUAAAAUGAUCAGUAACUCUGAUAACUAACACUUGACCCAACAUGCACUGAUGAUGAGGUUUAGUCAAGUAUGCACAUCUCUCAAACUUUCACCCACAAAAUAUAGAAAAAAAUUUCAUCAUGAUUAAUUUGUGUAGGUUCAUUAGUCUUUGAGAAGGAUGUUUGUUUUCUGCAUGCUUAAUAAACCUGCAAACAGGCAGUUUUGAUGUUUUCUUUGCUGUGUGAUAUGUACUGUAAUUUUCCAGUACUAAUAAUGUCUGAAAUGAGUAUUUUCUUUUCAUGAUCCUGUGUUUCUACUCAUCUGUCAUUGGUGCUUAUAUUUUGCUCACUCAAUUCAAACGUGUAGUGUUAGGAUCAGGUUUGCAGCUCAGCACUCGCUAAAAACGUGUCUGACCUUCUGCUGUGAAGAUUAAUGGUUGUAGUAGCAGCUCCCUUGUAUCGUAUAUUCUUGCAGCACAAGAUCCCCAGAGGAAUCCUGUUCUCCAAGCAUGAUCCCAUUACCUCUAAGCUGUUUGUCAUUACAGAGUCAAGAGCUGGACCUCUGUUCCCCCUUUUCCUCUCUAUAAUCUGAGGUCUCAUAACGCUCUCCUACAGCAUGGUUUUAAGAUAAGAGAGAUGCUUGGGAAAUCAAGGAGAAAAUAUUAAAAAAAAAGUGUUUUUGGUGCUGAUACUGAGAGAUGAGAGCGAGACAGUGAGGAGGAGACAUGAUGCAGCAGAAUGAGAACUAAACUAUAACAUCUGUGAGGGAGAACACUUUAAAGUCUAUAUCCAAACAGGAGUGUUCACGGCUGUCGACGAGUCUGUGAUAUAUACACGACCAGGACACAGGGUGUAGAAGCAGAAUAUAUCACCUCCAUCAGGUGCACCGAUUUAAUUCCUGUCAGAGCCUGUUGGUAUUGCAGGAAGGAUGGUGUUCAGUGCAGCCAUCCAUCAACACAACACCAGCUACACAAUGGAAGUACAGUAAAUGGACAACCCUGUUACAGAGAGAACACAGUCUAUAUAACAACUAGAGUUUGAUUUCUGUUCGUUUGAAACCUCCUGUGUGAGAGUUUCAGUAAAAGUCAUUUAUUUUGCUUGUCUUAAACACUCUUUUUUUUUAGAUACUUAAUGUACUCCCUGCUGUUAAUUACGAAUAUUUACUUUAUUCUAAAAGUUACUCAUCAGAAGGCUCAGGCAGAGCGAUUCAUAACAGCUGUUUUAGUCUGUCACGCUCCUCAGGUUUAGCAGCUGCAUGCCUUUUUAUGUUCACACCUUCAUCGUCAGAGCAUCUAGACUCAGAUGUUUCUCCUUUAGUUUAACACACGCAGCAGAUCUGACGAUGAGGAGACAACACUCACUGUGAGCGUUUCACAUCCGAUCCAUCUGUUUGACUGACAUGACCCUCACACAGAGUUCUAUUGCUGCACAUUUUUAGUCAAAGCUGAGCAGCAAAACUGAGUUUCAUAAAAUCAAAACACAAACUACACAACAAAGUCUCUCUGCUGGCGUGACCUGCUGAGGUGCAAGUGUGACUGUUAGCAAAUGACACUCUCAUUUUUACCACAUGCUGUAGUGCAGAACUGUGUAUGCAGAGCUGUUAUAAAAACACCUUACCUGGAUUUAGGUGGAGGAGAAAAACUGUUUGAAAAUGUAAUGCAGUGGAUGCAUCACUUUCAGCACCAUCUGCCGUUUUUUAGCAUGACCAUCAUUGUUUUCAGCAUAAUUGUCAUCAUUUUUAGCAUCAAACUAUGCAUUAUCUUCAGCAUCUCCAGCAUCAUCUCCAACAAAAACUUUAUCUUUUGCACUCUUUAUGGCAUUAACCUCAACAUUAUCUCAAGCAUCAUCUCUAGCAUCACUUUAAGCAUCCUCGUCUUAUUACCUUUCGCAUUAUCAUAAGAAUUAUCUUAAGCAUUAUCUUCAGUAUCAUCUGAAGCAUUGUUUUAUGCAUUAUCUCUAGCAUCAUACAAAGCAUCAUCUUCAAGCAUCCUUCUCUUUUAACAUCAUCUGCAGCAUCAUCCUUUGCAUUAAUUUAAUUGUUUUUACAGCAUUAUCUUAAGCGUCACUAACUAUAGCCUUACCGACAACGUCCUGUUUAGCAUUGGCUUGAGCAUGAUCCAUGGCAUUCUAUCUGGCUAUCCUUUUUUGGUCAUCCUCUCCUUUUUAGCAUCAUCUAAAGCUGUAUCUGCAGCAUCAUCUUUUGCACGAUCUCAAGCAUGACCUUCAGCAUCUGUUUAUUUUUUAUCAUUUACAGCAUUAUCUUAAGCCUCAUUGUCUAUAGCCUUAUCUACAAAAUCCUUUUUAGCAUUGGCCUCAGUAUGAUCCAUAGCAUUAUCUCUAGCAUUACAUGAUUUAUAUCUCUAGCAUCACUUUUAGCAUCAUCCGCUUUCAUCCUCUUUAGCAAUAUCUGAGUCAUCAUUUAUGCACAAUCUUCAGCAACAUAUGUAGCAUCACCUUCAGUGAUAUAAUUUUUUGGUUAUCACCUGCUUUUUAGCAUUAUCUUAAGCUUUUUUGCAGCAUCAUCUUCUACACCAUCUCUAACAUGCCCUUUAACAUCAAUUUUUUUAAUCAUCUAAAGCAUUAUCUUUUGCACCACCUACAGCAUUUUCUUGAACAUCAAUCCUGGAGUCAUCUCUGACUGCAUUUUCUUCAUCGGGCACUUGCUUAUCAUCCUCAUAGGUCUAUUCUUUUUUAUUUCCUUUAGCAUCAUUUUUACUGUCUUAUUUUUAGCAUUAAUUCCAGCAUCAUCUUCUUCAUUGUCUUGGGCAUGUAAGGCAGCAUCCUCAGCAUUUGAAGGAUAGUUUUCAGCAUCUUUGUCAUCUGCAGUGUCACUUGUGACACUAUCGUUAGCAUUUUAACUGUGCAAAGCUAAACAUCAAAUUAUAAUGUUCCAUCACUCUUUUUGGUUUAUAUAUUUUAUUUGCAUUGUAUUUUUGAUCCUCUGUGACCCUUUCUAAUGCUCCUCUGUUGCUGUUAUACGCAUCAGUGUUGGAUAACUUAUGUCGGACUCGUUUUAAACCUCCCCCUACUGACAGCUUUAUUCGACACUGAAAUUUAUGAGGCCAGUAAACCUGGCCUUGAAAUUUGUAUUUGUGAGCUCCUCAUCCCAAUGUUCACCUCAGCCAUUCAGGGUCUGUGCUCUCAGAAAAAGGGCUGAAGUGUGACUGUGUAUGUGUGUGUGUGUUUCAGUUGUGUUUGUGUGCUUCAGAUGAAAUGUGAGACUUCCCCAUGAUCCGCCUGUCUUCGUGGAGUUUCAGCAUUUAGAGCGAUCAGCUUUGUGAAAGUGUGAAUUAUUAAAUUUUAUUGUUCAGUUCAUCUUCAUGCAGACCCACGCUCUCUCUCUCUAUUCUCUCUCUCGCUUUCUCUCAUUCAUCAUUUAUCCUCCACUCUCUCACCUUUUAUUCCUCACUUUUCCUCCAUUCAUCUCUCUCUCUCUCUCUUUCAGUCCCCUCUCUCUCAUCUUUUCUUCUUGGUGAGAGCUGCAGUCUGCAGAUUAUUUCAUGGUCCACAUGUUAAUGACCUCAGGGGAAUGAAUGGAUGUCUGAGAGGCUCCCACCAAAUCUCAUUCACUUUUUUCUUGAAUUAUUCAAACAUCUGAAUUCCGUCAAACAGCCAUUGUAUAUCACAACCUGCAGCUCUGGUAUCAUUAUGGUACAUCAUAUUCACUUAUUUAUAUCAGUCCUCUUUGUGCAGUAUGUAUUACUCCUGCAGCACAGACAAACUUCUGCAAACAAACCCUUUCAGUGUCUCUUCAAUCUGACAGUUUUAUUAAGGGUUUCUGGGUUUACUCAGGUUGUAGAAACUAUCCCAGAUACUCAUCUCAGCAUCUUUUUUGACUUUGAUGUCUUUAUUAACAGGAUUUUAUCUGCUAAACCAUGUGUUUAUAUUGUUUUUUUAGUCACAUUAUUUGUUUGCUGUGUGUUUUUGCCUCUUCAGAUAGUAACUUUGUCCUGGGAAAUGCUCAGGUCCAGUCCCUCUACCCCAUCGUUUAUUGCUCCGAUGGUUUCUGCGAGCUCAGCGGCUUCGCUCGUGGCGAGCUGAUGCAGAAGAGCUGUACGUGUCACUUCCUGUACGGCAGCGAGACCAGCCAUCAAAUCACAGCGCAGAUGCAGACGGCGCUCGACGAACGGCAUGAGUUCAAGACUGAGAUCAUCCUGUACAAGAAGAGCGGUGAGUGAUCAGUCAGGCUGUCAGUGUUUGUGGAUUUAAGGUCAGUUUCUCUGAAAGUUUUGUACCCUGGUGUGGAUUAUAAUCAGCAUUCAUGAUGAGGAUUAUUUUGUGUUCUGGAAUGGGAUUAUAAAAUUACUUUUGGAUUCGAAAUAUAAUCUGUGUUUUUGAUCAAGUUUGAAUUAAUUUUCUAGAUUGAGAUUACAAACCGUCCUAAAUUUGAAUUAUAAUCUGUGAUUUUUAAAAAGGCUAUAAUCUGUAUCGGCAUUAUGAUAUAUGUUCUGGAUUGAGGUCACAACCUAUGCUCUAUAAAAUUUUUUACAGAUUGGGAUUAUAAUCUGUGGUUUUAUAUUGACAUCAUAAUUUAUUUUUUGGAGUCAGAUUAUAAUCUUUGUUAUGGACUGGGGUUAUAAUCUGUGUUGAGGAUUGGGGUUAUAACUCAUUCUAUGUUGUACUUUGCCAAAAUUAUUAGCCCCCCUAUAAAAUUUAGUAUUUUACCAUAAUUUUCAAAGUGCUGUUUAACAGGUUAAUGAUUUUUUUUUACACAGCUUUUCCAAACAUCCUAGUUUUAUUUGGAUCCUUACAUCAUUUUACUUUGCACACAGAAACAAAAUUUUUCACAAAACCCCAAAACAACCAGGGUCAAAAUUAUUAGCCCCCUUAAGAAUUAAUGUUUUUAUUGAGCCAAAACAAAAACCACUGUUGUGCAGUUAUGUGCUUUCACUUUCAGCUUGUCAUCAAUCAAUCAAUUAAGUUAAAACUAAGGGUCGUCCUACACUUUACACACUGUAUAAAAUAAGGCUGCACGAUACUGGAAAGAACUAACAUUGCGAUUUUUUUUCAACCCUGCGAUAUAUAUUGCAAUAUUAAAAAUAACGGAAUUUUCACCAGAUGACCUGCAUAGCAUUUAAUGUUAUGCUGCACCGCUGAAGUCUUGAGGACAGUUAACCUGCUCUGAUCUUACCUCUUUUUGUGAAUGUUAGUAGAAUGGCUUCUGUCUGUCUCAGAGAUAUUUUUAGCUUUUAUUGUUCUGGGACGUUAUUGUGGCGACAGACGAACACAGAACACGUGUUUUGGUCGACAUCAUCCUUCUUUUAACAGAAAUAAUUCCAGAUAACUGACUUUCCUUUUCUUUUUGGCAACAAAUCUUCAUUUUCGGUGGUUUUCUCUUGUUCGUUUUGUGUCGCAGCAACCAAAGCCUUCCAGACACUGUUCAGAGAGGUGUACUGUCUUCCUUCACUGUAAAUUUCCCAUUUAAGAAGGGCUCACAAGUUCUCAACAGGGUUUAGGUCAGGUGAAGAAGGAGGCCACGUCAUUAUUCUUUCGUUUUUAAGGCCUUUACUGGCGAGCCACAUAGUGGAGUACUUCGUUGCAUGCAAUGGAGCAUUGUCCUGCAUAAAAAUCAUGGUUUUCUUGAAAGAUGCAGACUUUUUCCUGUACCACUGCUUGAAGAAAGUGUCUUCUAAAAACUGGCAGUAGGUUUGGGAGUUGAUUUUAAGUCCAUCUUCAACCCGAAAAGGUCCAGCUAGCUCAUCUUUAAUAAUACCAGCCCAUACCAGUACCCCGCCUCCACCUUGCUGGCGUCUGAUUCGAAGUGGAGCUCUGUGCUCAUUACUGAUCCAGCCACGGGUCCAUCCAUCUGGUCCGUCAAGAGUCACUCUCAUCCCAUCAGUCCAUAAAACCUUUGAAAAAUCUCUCUUCAGAUAUUUCUUGUCCCAGUCUUGAUGUUUCAACUUGUAUCUUGUUCAGUGGUGGUCGGAUUUCAGCCUUCCUUACCUUGGCCAUGUCUCUGAGCACUGAACACCUUGUACUUCUGGGUACUCCAGGUAGGUUGCAGUCUUGGAAUAUGACAGUACUGGAGGAUAAGCGGUUCCUGGUAGCUUUACGUUUGAGUCUUCUCAAAUCUUUGGCAGUUAAUUUGCAUCUUUUUUUCUUAACACGUUCUUGCGACCCUGUUGACUAUUACAACCAAAAAACAAGAAGGAAAAGAAAGGAAAAAGUUACAAAAACUAACAUUCCCUCAAAAGUCAACAAGCCAAAGAGAGAGAGAGAGAGAGAGAGAGAAAGAGAGAGUGUGUGUUUAUAUGUGGUGUAUCUUUAAAUAUGUGUGGAUAUAAAACAGUGGAAGUCUUUCUGUGAUCAUGAGGUUUAUAUGAGGUGAAUAAAUGUUGGUGCAGUUGAUCUUCAGGACGGCUGUAGCUUUAAUAACCUCUGCUUGUUGGAGUUUGAGAGUCUAAAGUUCACAUCGCUGCUCCUCUUCCUGGAUUGUAGAAAAACUGGAUUUCCCCUCCCUCGUCUCUCACACAGCACGCUCCACUCUGCACACUCACUUCCUUGUUCCCUCCCCUUUAGAUCUACAGUCUGAGUUUGGGUGUAACCAGCGUGUGUUGAGCUGAUCCUGCUGACUCACACAUGUUGUUGAGAUCAGAGCUCAGACUACUUUGACUUCUAAGGAAAUGAAACUCAGUCAGUCAGUCGUUGUUGACAGUGAGUGUUGAAAUGGCGCAGAAAGGAGUUGGUCUGGACCGUGAAUCUUUCUCUUGUUCCAUCUGUUUGGAUCUACUGAAGGAUCCGGUGACUGUUAACUGUGGACACAGCUUCUGCAUGAGCUGUAUUCAAACCUACUGGGAUAAAGAGGAUGAGAAGAAGAUCUACAGCUGUCCUCAGUGCAGACAGACCUUCACACCGAGGCCUGUCCUGAUGAAAAGCAACCUGUUAGCAGGUUUAGUGGAGGAACUGAAGAAGAGCGGACUCCAAGCUGCUCCUGAUGAUCCCUCUGAUGCUGGACCUGAAGAUGUGGCCUGUGAUUUCUGCAGUGAGAGAAAACUGAAAGCUGUCAAGUCCUGUCUGCAAUGUCUGGUUUCUUACUGCCAGAUUCACCUCCAGCCUCAUUUUGAAUCACCAACAUUUAAGAAACACAAGCUGGUGGAGCCCUCCAAGAAGCUCCAGGAGAACAUCUGCUCUCAUCAUGAUGAGGUGAUGAAGAUGUUUUGCCGCACUGACCAACAGUCUAUCUGUUAUCUCUGCUCUGUGGAACAACACAAAGGCCACGACACAGUCUCAGCUGCAGCAGAAAGAGCUGAGAGGCAGAAAGAUCUGGAGGAGAGUCGAGAAAACAUCCAGCAGAGAAUCCAGGACAGAGAGGAAGAUGUGAAGCUGCUCCAACAGGAGGUGGAGGCUAUCAACGGCUCUGCUGAUAAAGCUGCGGAGCACAGCCAGGAGAUCUUCAGCCAGCUGAUCUGUCUCAUGGAGAAAUGUCGCUCUGACAUGGAGCAGCAGGUCAGAUCCCAGCAGGAACGUGAAGUGAGUCGAGUCAAAGAGCUUCAGGAGAAAUUGGAGCAGGAGAUCACUGAGCUGAAGAGGAAAGACGCUGAUCUGCAGAAGCUCUCACUCACAGAGGACCACAACCAGUUUCUGCACAGCUACCCCUCACUGUCAGGACCGGGUCAACCUGCAGACUCAUCCAGGAUCAACAUCCGUCCUCUGAGAUACUUUGAGGAGGUGACAGCAGCUGUGUCAGAGCUCAGAGAUAAACUCCAGGAUCUUCUGACAGAGACGUGGUCAAACGUCUCACAGGCAGUGACUGAAGUGGAUGUUUUACUGUCAGAACCACCAGAACCAGGAGAACCCAAGACCAGAGCUGGUUUCUUAAGAUAUUCACAAAGAAUCACACUGGAUCCAAACACAGCAUACAGACAUCUGUUAUUAUCUGAUGGAAACAGAAGAGCAACAUGGACAAGACAACAACAGUCUUAUCCUGAUCACCCAGAAAGAUUCACUGUUAAUUGUCAGGUCCUGAGUAGAGAGAGUCUGACUGGACGUUGUUACUGGGAGGUGGAGCGUAGAGGGAACAUGUUUUUGUAGCAGUCGCAUACAAGACUAUCAGCAGAGCAGGAAAAUCAGAUGAUUGUACAUUUGGAAACAAUGACAAAUCUUGGAGGUUAGGCUGUUAUAAAGACAAGUAUGAAUUUGUGCACAACAAUGUCUUCACUCCUGUCUCAGGUCCUCAGUCCUCCAGAGUAGGAGUGUACCUGGAUCACAGAGCAGGUAUUCUGUCCUUCUACAGCGUCUCUGAAACCAUGACUCUCCUCCACAGAGUCCAGACCACAUUCACUCAGCCACUACAUGCUGGACUGUGGUUAUUAUGUGGAGACUCUGCUGAGUUUAUUGAAGUGAAAUAAAGAGAAUUUUGAGUCAAUCAGACCAAAAACAUGUAAAUGAGAUCAUUGAACUCUUGAAAUGUUCUGGUUUGUAAAUGUUUGUGGAUCAGUCUCACCAAAAACUGUCGGUUUAUUUCUUCAUUUCAGCUUUUUCAUUCUUUUCCAAAGAGGCUGAUUUGGUCGCAGCUUUAAGGACAGUGAUUGUGGAUAACUUUCAUUGUUUGUAUUUCUCAUCUUGAAAAAUCUUCACUAAAGUUUGAUAACAAGAACAUCAAGAUGAUCAUUUGUUCAGAUCACCUUCAGUUGUUGAAGAUGUUGAAGGUCUAAGACUUUAGAAGCACAAUCUCAUUUCCUGUCCCAAAUCCAACAGUCUAAAGUCUUUCCAGUCGGCCCCCAAAACACUUCAAAUGAUCUGUGCUUUCUCUCUUUGCUGAAUAUUUGUAUGAAUGUCAUUGAUGGAUAUUUCUGUCUUCUUCUGUUGGAUCAGUCUGUUUGUAAAGACAUCUAUAAUGAGACUUUUGGUAGAUCAACAUGUUGUUAUGAGCUUUUCAAUUAUGGGUUUUUGAUUGUGUGGGUGAAAAAAAUAAAAAUCAUCAAACUGAGUCACUGAAAGCACCUCGAAUGUUUUUCUUUAUGGUUUAGUCCACCUGACAGCGACUGACGACAAGUGUAACGUCAGUGAGUGAGACCAGACUGAAUGACCUGGGGGUUAGACAUCUUGCUGCCCAAAAAACAAAAAUCAGGGUUUCAAAAAAAUAAAGCGAGGAAAGAAAAAGAAAGAAGGCAGCUUCACCUCUACACUGUGUGCACAAUUAUUACGCAAGUUGUAUUUUUGAGGAUAAAUUUUACUUUUGAACAACUGCAGUGCUCUCAGUCAAUCCAAAAUGUUAAUAAAACCUCAAACCUGAAUAUUUAAGGGAGUAAAAGUGAGAUUUUGGCUUCCUGAGGAGAAUAUCUAUGUGUGCACAAUUACUGGGCAACUAUUAGUUUGCAGAAUUAUUAUGCAACUAAAUUAAAAAUGAAAAAUUUUCCAUCUCACUCAUUUAUUUUCACUUGUUAAAGUGAGAAUGAUAAACAAACAACUCAAUUUACAUAUAAAAAUUGUUGAAAUUAAAAAAAAAAAAAUCAGUGACCAAUGUAACUACCCUUCUUUUCAAUAACAGUCAUAAGCUUUUCAUUCAUGGAGUCUUUCAGUUUCUUGAUCUGUUGAUGAUGAGUAACCAAAGCCUUCCAGACACUGUUCCAGACACUGUUCAGAGAGGUGUACUGUCUUCCUUCACUGUAAGUUUCCCGUUUAAGAAGGGCUCACAAGUUCUCAACAGGGUUUAGGUCAGGUGAAGAAGGAGGCCAUGUCAUUAUUCUUUCGUUUUUAAGGCCUUUACUGGCGAGCCACAUAGUGGAGUACUUUGUUGCAUGCAAUGGAGCAUUGUCCUGCAUAAAAUCAUGGUUUUCUUGAAAGAUGCAGACUUUUGCCUGUACCACUGCUUGAAGAAAGUGUCUUCUAAAAACUGGCACUAGGUUUGGGAGUUGAUUUUAAGUCCAUCUUCAACUCGGGUGUUGAUCUCCUUAGGCCCCAGCCUCCCUCAUUACUAGGGUUGGGAAUCGAGAAUCGAGAAUCGAUGGGAAUCGGGACAAAAACUUCGAUUCUUCCGGUAUCGUUCAAAUAUUAAAAUUUCGAUUCCAAGUUUCGAUGCCAGAGUCCGCCGACCGGAAGAAAUAGCCGCUGAAAAUCAACGAAGAAGAAGCCUCUUAACACCAAUGAGGACGGAGCGUAUGAGACGAAGCCACACAGAGAGAGGAGAGAGACAGAGAGAGAAAGUACAUUGCAACCCACAGCAAUGCAGCCGCUGUGGGUUACAAUCUCUCUCUGUCUCUCUCCUCUCUCUGUGUGGCUUCGUCUCGUACGCUCCGUCCUCGUUGGUGUUCGGCAGCUUCUUCUUCGUUGGUCAAAAGUUUGGCUAACUUUAGCAGGAAGAAUGAACUCUUAUCUCAAUGCAACAUUAGCAAUACAGUUAUAUCAUGCAAAGGAGGGUAAACGACCAACAUGAUUAAACACCUCAGGAUUCAUGGAGGAGAAAUACCCGAGUGCUCGUCUUUGACGAGCUUCGCCGGUGUUGUGUCGUAGAAUGCACCCCUGACGGGAGCGCGGUUGAAAGUACACAACAAGGCGAAACAAUCCAAGUUUUUCUUACCGUUGGACGGAAUCUAAAGCGUGUGCCUUUAAUGAUUUCAUUCAGGCUAUUCAGAUAUGCCGAAAACAAUAGCCCUCUGAUUCGGAAUAUUUACUGUCCUGAAAAUAUUAUGUUCUCUACAGUAACAGCUUACUCUACAGUUUAUAUACCCAAGUACACUUUUAUAUGUGCAUUUUUGAGACACAUACAAACAAAACGAAAGUUUACUGCUCCAUUUGACACGUUUUCAUGAUCUAAUACCCGUGUUUUAUUAAAUAUGAGAUCAUAUUUCUUCCACUAAGAAGCUAAUCAGUGGAGGGGAGGCAUUCUACGGCAGGGGUGCAUUCUACAGCACAACACCUGUCUUCCGCUAACCAGUCAGGAUCAGAUAAGUGAAACAAUAAAUUACUUCUGUCCUCUGCUAACUUUGAAACGGUAAAGAAAUUGAACUGUGUACGGUGAGUAAACUUAAAUAUCCACCUAACGUUAGCCCUUGUACUUUUUCAUAGACAAACGACCUGAAAACAAAAAUUGAUAUUUAUAUACUGGUUGAAAAUAGCUCUGUGAGAAAUUCAUAGUAAAGUUCUUAAAAAGUUAAUAUGAUUUAAAAAUUCAUGGAGAAGUUCAGAAAUUUCAUCCAAAAAGAAGAGCCCCGGUUAGCACCCUCAUUCAAACCAUGCUUUUUUUUUCUUUUUUCUUUUUGAUAUCCUGCCUUUUAAAAGAAUCGAAUUAGAGAAUCGAUAGGAAUCGGAAUCGAAAUGAGGAAUCGAAAUUGGAAUCGGAAUCGUUCAAAAUCAAACGAUACCCAACCCUACUCAUUACACUAAUACACAUUACCUGAUCUGCUUAUAUCCAAUAAGCAUUCAAGUUUAUACAGCUUGGAGUUGGAAAAUAUGCAUAAAAAUGAUGAUAUGAUCAAAAUACUCACUUGCCUAAUAAUUGUGCACAUGGUGUAGAACAACCACCAAAACAGAAGUUGCUGACUUAGACAAGUCAGGAAUUAUGGUGUCAAACAAGACAGUCUCUAGAAUCCUGAACAGAAAUGGACUAUGAGGAUGCAGGCCAAGAAAAACUCCACUUCUACAAAAGAGACACCUUCAUGCCAGACUAUUGUCUGCUAAGGACAAUGUGGAGAAAGAUUGUUCAAACUGGAGACGUGUUCUUUGGUCAGAUGAGACCAAACUAGAGCUCUUUAGUCACAGAGACAUUGCUUAUGUUUGGAAAAAGAAGGGAGAAGCUUAUAACCCCAAGAACACUGUCCCCACAGUUAAACACGGUGGUCGGAGCAUCAUGCUGUGGGGAUGUUUCAGUGCAUCUGGAACUGGGAAUCUUGUCAAGGUUGAAGGAAUAAUGAAGAAAAAAGGAUAUGUGAAGAUUUUGAAAGAAAACCUCAAGCAGUUGGCAGCAAAACUGGGUCUGGGUCGUCGCUUUGUCUUCCAACAUGACAAUGACCCAAAAUAUACAGCUCGUCUGGUGAGGAGCUGCCUCCAGGAAACCAAAGUGAACGUUAUUGACUGGCCUGCACAAAGCCCUGACUUAAAUCCUAUCGUAAAUCUGUGGGCUGCACUGAAGACCAGGGUCCAUGCUAGAAGACCAUCAGAUCUGGAGGAACUUGAAAGAUUUGCCAAAGACGACUGGGCUGGGAUUCCUCAGGAGAUGUGCCAGAGCCUUUUUACAAACUACAGCAAACGACUGCAUGCUGUUAUCCAACAAAAAAGACACACAACUGACUAUCAGCCUCAGGGGGGGUAAUAAUUUUGACCCUGGUAGUUUUUGGUUUUUGUGGAAUGAUUUUGUUUCUGUGUUCAAAGCACAAUAAUGUAAGGAUCCAAAUAAAACUAGGAUGUUUGGAAAAGCUGUAUAAAAAAAUCUGUUGAACAGCACUUUGAAAAUUAUGGAAAAAAAACUUCAAAUUUCAUAGGGGCGCUAAUAAUUUUUGCCACAACUGUAUUUUGAGAUUGGGAUUGUGAUCUGUGUUGUUUAAUUGAAAUUAAAAUCUGUUUUUGUUCGAGUGCAUAAUCUGUGUUCUGGAUUAAAAUCAAAUUCUGUGUUCUGAAAUGGGAUCAUAAUAGCCACUUUUACUUAAAACUAUAACUUGGCUCUGAAUGUGGAUUAUCAGGUGUGUUCUGGAACUAGAUUGUGAUCUGCUUUGCAAAUUCAGAUUACAUUUGGUGUACUGGAUUAGGAUUAUCUUCUUUGUUCUGGAUGAGGGUCAUAGUCUAUGCCUUUGAAUUGGAUCUAAAUAUUUGCAUGGAUUGGAAACAACCUUUAAUCUGAAUUGUGAUGAUGAUCUGUGUUCUUAAACUAAAACUAUGAUUUGUUCUGGAUUAUUAUUGUAGACUUUGUUCUGAAUUUGGAUCACAGUCUGUGUAAAUUGGGCUUUAUAUUUGUCUUGGAUUGGGCCAAUCUGUGUUCUGUAUUAGGAUAUACUAUGUGGGAUUUUAAUCUGUGUUUCCUGUGUCCAGGUUCCAGGUUCUGGUGUUUGCUGGAUAUUGUUCCUAUCAAGAACGAGAAGAGCGAAGUGGUUCUGUUCCUGGUUUCACACAAAGACAUCACAGCGAACAAAGACCUGGACCACAACGAUGAGUCUGGAGCUGGUGAGAAUGAGGAUAAUUCAUAAUCUCUGAUUUACAUAAAAUAAUACUAAAGAGUCUCUGCGGUCGGGGUGUAAAUCUGUCUGCAGACAGUUGGGUGGAUAUAAAGGAGGAGAAUUCAGAUUUGAUUCUUUUCCUCUCUCUCUUCGUGUCUCUGGUAUCACUUUUCUGUUUCAGAUGAGGAAACAGGUCUGCAGGUCCGCCCAGUCAGUCGUCCUCCGGGCUUUAACAGAGAGCGCCGUCGCAGUCGGGCCGUCCUUUACCAGCUGUCGGGACAUCUGCAGAGGCAAGACAAGAGCAAGAGCAAGCUGAAGAUUAACAAUGUGAGAGCAAUUCUUGUUCUAAACAGAAUCACUGAGAUGUAAAUAUUUGAGCAAAAAUAUGCCCCAUCCACAAGAAAAUUAGUUUCUUUUUCAGGUUUGUACUUCGGAAAUAAGACAGAGUGAAGCUUCUGUUUAAGUAACUGUUGAUAAUGAAACUCAGGCUCACCACAAACUAAUGUACAGGAUUAUGAGAAAACAAAUGAAAUAAGGACCCUUUCUUAUCUACCAUAAAUCCAAGAGCCACCACAAAUCUGUUUGACUUAUCCUAACCAUUUGGGUCAUUCCAUGAAAUCGGUGCCUUUUCAGCUUAAAAAAAAAUAAAAUUUAAAUUAUAUUUAAUUGUUAAUUUUUAAGUACCCAGGAAUCAAAAAAGUUUAAAAUGGCAGGAAAUGAUAUAGUGCCAUCUCAGGCUGUGUUAUUUCAUAUUUUAUAACCGUUUUUCUCCUGGCUGUUUUCAUAAUCUUGUCAACCCUGUUACCAACAUAAACUUAACAAAAUACAAUAUUUGUAAUUAGAAAUAUGCAAUAUAUGGUACAUAUAUUAACAGUACUUUAGUCUCUCUUUCCAUUGAGAUUAUUUUAUUUUGUGGAUUUUUUUCUCCAAUCAGAUAUUUGUCAUUCAGAUGAUGAAAUAUACCCUAAUUCUGCAUGGCGAUCACAUGUCUCAACAUAUAUCAGAUAUUUUUUAGAAGAGAAAUGUUGAACAAUGGCCCAAUCUAAAAUUUGAUGUAAUAUAAACUAUAAUGGUAAGUGUUGAAAGCCUAUUUGAGUUGUCAUUUUUUACAUUUUUAUCAAAUUAAUGACAACAACAGGAUUGACGUCAUGGUAACAGGGCUGACAAGAGUAAAAGUAACUGGACACUCAGUAACUGGCUCUCCAUUGGCGCAUCAAUCAAUCGAUCAAAAAAUAAUUAUUAGCUCAAUAAUGUUCACUUGAUGACCUAAAAAUGUCUUAAUUUGAAAAGUUAACCUUUAAAGAGAGUACAACGAGGGUAAACACUAUUCUAUGUCAUCCCUGUGACUCACAUGUCAAAUCCUGUUACUGUGGAAAGGUAACAGUGUUGACAGUAGCAGGGUUGACCAUUUUAAGCUAAGCUACCUGUGGAUAGCUUAAAUAAGUGCUAGCUAAAGUGCAAGCUAGGUACUUUGAAAGGUAAUUACUUGUAGAUAUUAAUUAUAUUUUGAGAAAUAGAAAAUUGUUUUGGUUUAUACGUUAAAAAGUGGUAACAGGGUUGACGUUGUAUGCUUGUCUCCCCGGGUUAAACUUUGAAAAAACAUCAAAAAUAGCACAUCAGAGAUGAGAGAAACUUUAUUGUCACUGAGCUGUUAGCAUCCUGGCUCAGAGAGGAUGUAACCUCCUGUCAAUCAUGCCAAAUCUGGAAUGUACCAUUAAUAUUUUAAGGGUUUUUUAGUUAGGGUAACAGGGUUGACAUGAAAUCAGGGGAUGCCGAUAAAUUGGUAAAUAUUGGUCCUAUAUACGUACAGCAAUAGUAGUGAGGAACAGGCCAAAAACCUCACCCUCAUCAGCAUAAAAGUAAUUUAUAUUAUUUUAAAUGUUAUUUAAUUGACUUUAAUUUGAUGUUGUAUUAAGGAGAGCAGACAUGGUCGUGUUAUAUUUUUAAAUUACAUAUUAAUUUGUUGUUAUAAUUUUAUGAAUGAUUAGUUCUUGGGGACACAAAAGGCACCAAUUUCAUGGAAUGACCCUUUUACAGUGAAAUGCAAAACAACCUGAAUGAACAGGGAGCCUCUAUUUAAGUAACUGAUGUUGUUGUUGGGAUGUGAUGAGCCAAGAAAUGACUUUUUGUUUUGCAGACAUAUUUAGAGGUCGAGUGUCUCUUCUUUUAUGAUCUCUCUCAGAGAAUAGCAGCAAGGCUCAGCAUAUCUGAUCAGUUCAAGUAUUAUUUAUCACAGAGUGUUCUUGGAGCCAAUGCAACCCCAAUCCCAGAGUACAAGGUGGCCGACAUCCAGAAGUCCCGCUUCAUCUUGCUUCACUACGGCGCGUUCAAGGCUGGCUGGGACUGGCUGAUUCUGCUGGCAACUUUCUACGUGGCAGUGACAGUGCCGUAUAACGUCUGCUUUGCAACGGUGGAGGUCAGAGAAGAUGGAGGGUCUGCGGCUAGAAACCCUCCCAGUGUGAGUGAUAUCCUGGUGGAGAUCCUCUUCAUCAUGGGUGAGGAUGAACCCACAGAGUUUAUCACUUUGAUUUAUGUGUGUUUACCUUCAAUCACAGCUUCAGAUUUCAGACGAGGUCCUCCUAACUUAAAAGUAAAUCCUUAAAAGAGAGCGCAGUGAUUUUCUCUGGAGGGUCAGUAGUUUCUGGAGCUGCUGAGAGUUAAUAAACAAAUGCUCCUGAGAGAGGAGUAGUUACUUCAUGAUCUUUAUCUGCACAUUUGUUGCUGGGGUUUGAGUUUUCUGCAGUAGCAUUGAUGUUUUUCUAAUAGUUUCCAGCUCAGAGGAGCUCACAGCUACUGCCCAGGUAACAGGUUAUAGAAAAAAACAGGUAUGAGGAUCUCUUGGAAAAAAAAACAGGAACAAUCAUCAAUCUUUAAAACACUAACACCCAAUACAAAAAAGUGGGAAUCAGUGGAGAAAUGGGUUUAUUGUGAAUGUAGAUUAUUUUAUUUUUUGUUCUCAUUAUGAAUAUUUUAUUCUUAUUUGAAUAUGUGCCACUUAGAACCAGUUAAGUCGAGAAAUUUUUUUUCAUGCAAGAAGUAAUGAUGGUUCUGUUGGGAAAGCAACUGCAAAUGUGGAGAAACCUAUAGCAGGCAGAUCACAUCUCCACUUUGUUUCAUGUGCACAGAUGAAAAAUCAAGGCAGGGAGAGCAGCAGCAAAGAUCCUGAGGGGGAAUCAGCAGUAUGGCUCUAUUCUGAGAGCUUCCUGCCCUUCCACUUGUAAAUGUGGAGUGCUAAAGCCUGAGGCAGGAAAAGCACACCUGCCAUCUUGUUUCAUGUGCUUUCAUGAAAAAUCAAGACAGGGAGAGCAGCAGCAAAGAUCCUGAGGGGUACAGAACAGAGCAGCAUCAGUGCCAAACCAUAAGACUCUAACAUCAGUCACAACAAGCACAUAAAAAAAGGUGGGGAGAGCAGCAGCAAGGCCAUUUGCAGAAGAAGUGGGUCGGCAGGAUAAAGCAGCUUAAAUAUGUACUAUUUAUUUUUUGUGCCUCAGACAUCCUAUCAAAUUUGGUUCCUUUAGUGAACAGACGUGUCUGCUGUGUUUGUGUUUAUGUUUCAGACAUCGUGUUGAACUUUCGUACGACCUUUGUGAGCUCAUCAGGUCAGGUGGUAUACGACUCUCGCUCCAUCUGCGUUCAUUACGUCACUUCCUGGCUGUUUGUGGACCUGAUGGCUGCUCUGCCCUUUGACCUCUUGUACGCCUUCAACAUCAGCGUGGUGAGCGAACACAUAUAUACACACACGUCUGUGAAAAGUUAAAUCUUCCCUGUUUUCCUAAAAUCCUCCAUUCUGCUCGCUUUAUUUUCUGUUGUAGCUCCAUCAUUGAAGUAAGCAACAGUUAGCGGAUAAUUCAUCUGGUUAAUCUGAUAAAUGAGCUCACUGAUGAUGGAUUAAAAGUGAAGGCAGGUAAAUCAGUGGAAAGUGUGAGGGCCUGAAGGAUCAAGAUGAUGGAGGGAUAAAGUUCCUCUUACUUUUUUGGAGGGCGCUUUUCGUUGUUUGUGUAGAAAUGAAAGUAAAAACAUGAGAAAUGACACGGGAUGCUAAAGUAGAUCCUCAGUGAGAGAUUAAAGCUGCUUACUCUAAACUCUCAACACAAAACUUGAGAUUUAAACUCUUUAAACUCUCACACACACACAGCAGACAGAAGAAAAGCAGACAUGAACAUACUUCUGCACAAGGUCAAACAGUGCUGCAGAAAUGAGUGAUUUUUGAGACAAUCGUGAGAUAGUAAGGUUUAUAACAACGGGUUAUACUUAGGGCGCGUUCACACCACCUUCGUUUAGUCUGGUUGAACCGAACACUGGAGUAUUUACCCCCUUAGUGCGGUUCGUUUGGGUCGGUGUGAACGCUAACCUCGAACUCUGGUGCGGACCAAAUAAACGAACUCUGGUCCGCCUGAAGAGGUGGUCUCGGACCGCUAUCAAGUGAACUCUGGAACGGUCCAUUUCUGGUGUGAGCGUCAUCCACACCAAUCACAGGAAACGCACCACACACGUCAUUUCCUACAUCUAGGCUAUUUGUAAUGCUGGUUGUGAAAUAAAUGUUGUCCUCUUACUUCACUUGUCCUGAUUGACAAGAAAACGCAUCGGGCUAGGCCAGGGCCGGGUCUAGAAAAUGAUGACUAGGGGUGCAUCUCAGAUCAGAGGGGGUGCACAUGCCUGGCACGUUAUUCAACACUAAAUUAUGCAUUUUCCCGUCAUUUCAAGCGGAAUGAAACUAGUCAAACAAGAAUAUUUAAAAUGUCUUUCAUAUGCUUUAUUGUAGCAAAAUUGUUGUAGAAAAAGGAAAUGCAGAUGUUUCUUACUCUGAAUUUUUAACAUAGAAAUUCAAACUAUUUUUAACUAUACAGCUCAAAACCAUCACUAAACAUGACAGUCAUUCAUUUCAAGUGGAAUUCUACCAGUCAAAAAAGAAUAUUUUAAAGGGGACCUGCCACCAAAAUUUCAUACCCAUUUUUAUCAUUUUUUCAUAAUCCUUGAUGUCCUCUGAUCAUGUUUGCAACAUAAUUUUAGCUGAAAAGUUAUUUGACUUCCAGGGAUCUUUUUAGAGACUGCCAAUAGAUGUUUUUCUUUGCUCCUACAUAAUUCAAAUACUUUGAACCGGAUCUACUCUUUGAGUAACAAGUCAUGUUAUUUGGUGCUAUAUUGAUGAAUAUUUGCCUAAUAAGCCACUGGUUAUUGUUUUGUGUCUGCAGACUGUCAGGGUGUCUGAUCACAGAUGAAGGCUGUGUUUCUUUGGCCUCAGCUCUGAGUUCAAAUCCCUCACACCUGAGAGAGCUGGACCUGAGCUACAACCAUCCAGGGGAAUCGGGUGUGAAACAGCUUUCUGCUGGAUUGGAGGAUUCUGAAAUGAGUCUGGACACUUAAAUGUAUGCAAACAUAUUGUUGAGGAUCUUCAGCCAGAUUUAUGAAAUGUAAAAGAGAACUUGGCAGUCUGACUUUUUCAGACCUUUUCAAGUUAAUCUCUCUCUUUCUCUGUCUUUCAGAUUGAGCCCGAGUGGGACACAGUGGUUGAGACCAGGUUUGAGGAAGUGUAAGUAUGCCUAAGCUGGAUUUCCUGAAAAAAAAGAACCAACACUGUCUCAUAAUUGAGAAAUCACUGUGAAAAAACAGGGGGAAUAUUCUGAAAAGUGAGAGAGAAGAGUUAUGUUUUAAGCGAAAUGAUUGACCUAAAAAAACUCAGUCAAUGACACAAAGUUCUCCUUUUUUUUAUUUUAGAUUUCUGUGA